CAUACAGCAAGCCCCGCCCCCGUUGUCAGUGUAGCUCCUGCACUGUGUUCUGAGCUCAGACAGCAGGAUUGCAAGCUGGUGGUAGCCAGCCAGGGGCCCCUGGGAGCCGGCUGUACACACUGGGGAGACACCGGGCCUCAGCUUGCCAGAAAGACCUCAGAGCCAAGUGAAGCCGAGAUCCUGGAUCGUGUAUCCUGGUGCUUUACAGUAUAAAGGUACAUUGCACUGCAUGGGGACUGCUGGCUGGCUACUAAUCCCAUAGUGUGUCAGUGUGUAAUAACAGCUCCUGUGUGUAAUAAGGGGGUAUCUGCUCAGAAAUAGACUGAUAUAUAGGCUUACUGUCCCAUUAUUUGACAAGCACGUUUUAUCUGGAUGCAUAUCAAAUUAUGUGUGUGUAUAGAUAGUAUGUCUCUUUUUUCUCAUUAUAAAGGUAGUGAUAGAGAUAUGUGUGUUUAAUUCCUAUUUUAAUAUUUGCAUGUAUAUUUAUGAACUGCCUUAGGUUAUAUAGUUGUUAGUGUAUAAAUAUAGUAUAUGUGUGUAUAAGAUAAAUAUAGUAUAUGUGUCUGUAAGUAUCAAUAUAUAUGUUUGUAUAUAAGUAUAAUGUGAUCUCAGAAGGGAAGCUAGGUUUGUGUUAUGUUAAGGGAAGAGAGCAAAGUCUGCUUUUAUAUCAAAGAUUAUUUACACUCUGGGAAUGUUGCCAGCCUUACAGUUGCUUGUUCAUUAUACUUUUGUUAAUUCUCAUUGCUUACUGUAGAAACCAGAUUGUCACUGUACCGACUAGCCAUUUGCAUUUUAUUACCCUGGCCAUUGCCCAUUCUCUAGGUUCCUGCCCUUCUAGCACUACACCUGUAACAAUGUAACUUGCUCUCAAAAUCCUUGUUGGUCAGUGAUCGCUCACCUGGGCUCUGCAGAUUGGUGACUACAUUUCCCAUGAUGCUCUGUCAACCACAAAAGCUGGCAGAGCAGCUUGGAGAUGUAGUUCACAUGCAUCUGGUUUGCCAAGUUAGCCAUCAGUGUUUUAAGGUAGCCUAUCAGUGGGUCCCCUGUUAUGUAAUAAUUUCUGCUUGCUGCAGGUAAUCAGAAAUAUAAUGCCUUGGGAAAUACAUUUCUUUACCUCUAACACAUAUUACAUCAUGUGAUCAUGUGUUAGUGCAUGUCUGUGUAAUAUGCAAGUUCUCAUUGUCAUACGUGAUUAUGUGUUAGUGCAUGUCUGUGAGAUAUGCAAUUUUCCAUCGUAUAUAUAUGUCACCUUCCUGUGAAGAAAUUCACAUGACCUCUUGGUGUACCGCUGGUCACAACAUGGCUUAAAUAACUUCCUUUAAAGUCUGGCAUUAAGCUUAGUUUAUUUAUAAGGUGUUGGUGUAACCCAGAGCGCUGUGCAGCAGGCAAACAAACCUGCAUGUAUUUGCUGACAAAAGGAAAUUGGGCACACACAAUGGCAAAGGAAAGGAGAUCUCUGGUCAAGGGAGCUUACAGUCUAAAGAGCCUUUAAUGGCUACUAGAAAGAAAAUAAAGUCAAUGAAAUAAAAAUAAUGUGAAAUGCUCAAUUCUCUUACAAAUGAAACUUGCUUUGUGCAAUAAUAAAACCUAACACUUACAUUGCAACUGUGUCAUUCAAGUAGACGUCUUUAAUCUAGCUCCUAUGAUUAUUGGACUUGUAGUCCUGGAGCAGCUGAGGGCACCUUUUGGGCAUACCUGAGUUAAGGUACUUGUGUAGCUCUUGGCUUAAGGUACUUUCAAAAUCAUAGUAAAACAAAUCUGUGAAAAAGGAUAGCUCCACAAGAAAUAUAGAUAUUUUUAUUACGAAACAAGCAUUAGAAUCUUUACCCUUAUAAUCCUUUUUUUUUCAUAUAAAAAAAAAAAUAUAUAUAUAUAUAUAUAUAUAUAUAAAUAUAUAUAUAAAAAAAUUAAAUUUUAUUUUCCUGCCAAUUUUUAUCUUCUUUAAGAUCUCUCGUAAGUCUUUGAUGCGUAGAUGCAGUCCAGAGUUAUUUAAUGUUUAAUAAAUUUCAGGAUCAAUAUGUUUGAAGGCUCCAUGAGCAUCCAGGUAAAAUGUAGUUUUAAAGAUCUGCAUCUCCAAGACCCACCAUAACCGGUCCAGGAGAGAGUGAACAUGAAAGCAGGACUAACCAUUACACUACACACAGUUUUACCAUUUUGCUUUAACACAUGUAUCACAGUAUUGUUAAUUUAAAAAAAAAAAAAAGUUUUAGGGCUAACCAUUAGGUGACCUUAGACGGCUGCCUGAGACCAAGGGGCUAGAUGUGGGCCCAAGUGUCAAUAGGUUGCUUGUGAAGUGUUAAGAAUAAGGAGGGGUGGACGGGACCCAAAUGGAUUGGCAAGCAAAAUUAACAAACACGUUUUUUGUUUUUUUUCUAUCUUCAGUAACUUUUUACUGCAGACUAGAAUUUUACAAAAUAUGGAAUAGACCAGUCCCCUUAAGCAGUUCAGCAUGCUGGAGUGCUUUAAUGGCAAACUGAUGGUCCAUUCUGUUUCAUUUUAUAAAAAUACCAAUUUGCACUUUUGUCAAAGUUCUAAGUUUGAUCAACAGCUGGGAGGGUUCCCUGCCUCACUCUCUGAGAAUGCUCUUUAAAAGUAUAGGGAAACCUUACGAAACUAAUAGAGAAGCAUCUGAUUGCUGGGAACACAUAUGACGUAGGUCCCCAUUACUUUACUAUGAGAAACAUCGGAUUUGACCGGAGAUAAAUAUGAUUAACUCCUAGAGGGCAGUUUGGUCUGCGUCGAGGAGACUAUGUUGGCAAUGGGGAAAAAAAGUGAGUUUAUUUUAUUAAGGAAAAGGGAACGGGCCUAAAGUAAAAUCAAAAAGGAGCACCCCAACGUUAGUUACUCCAACAUCAUGGCCACUUCAGGGAUUUGAAGUGGUCAUGGUGCCUGUAGUCGUAGUCUGUGCAGCAUUUCAGUAUUGAAUGCGGUACAUAGUUUAACCCCUUUGCUGCUGGCAGCAUCAUUGAAGACUUGAAGACAAGUUCCAGGUUGCCUAAUGUUAAUUCCGUGCAUAUUUCUGUAUUUAGAGUUUCAUUUAUUGUUUGAAAGCACUUCGAUGAUGCUCUCGGGCAAUGAAUGACGGGCGGGUUCGACAUCCGCUUUGUGCAGCUCUGCAGAAGCCGGGUGCCCAUCACCGGCCACACAGGACCCUCAGUGCUUAGUGGAGACCCAGGUAAAACCAGAUUUUGCAACAGUUUGCCCCAUCACCGGAAAACAGAGUCAAGGUGCACCUGGCAUCAGAACCACUGCAGUGGGCUCUAGUAGUUAUGGUGCAUAGAGAAACCCUUAAAUAUAUUUAUUAUUUUUGGGAUUGAUGUAGUGCCAGCAUAUUAAACCGCGCUUUACAAAUGUUAACAGGGAACCAUAUAUUGCCAAAGACCCUGUUUGAUAGUAUUAGGUACCAUGUUCCUAAUGCUAUAAUUAUUGAAUACAAGGAAGAGUAAUUGUGACUUUAAGGGAAAACUGUCAUGACUUUUUAAUAUUAACAAAUAAAUGUGAUAUGUAAUAGUCUGUGUGUGUAUUAUUUUGUGAUGCAUAGAUUUAAGUUAAUACCGUUUUAAAGUGUUUUUUUUUUCUAGCUAAUUCUUGGCUUUUGCGGGCGGCCAUCUUUAAACCCUCUUUCUUAGAAAGCACCUUAUCUGUAACACCAUGCAGUUAUCUGAGAGCUAGUGUGCAUUUAAGAGUCCAGAUGUCAUAGCAAGUCCCGGCCAACUCAAGUAGCUGCUGUAAACCAGUUUAACUUGUUGAGAUUUUUGAUGGUCCUGGCUAAUAAGUGUAACUUAUGACGAGAGAGAUGUUAAACAUGCCUGCUCCCACAGAGCAAGGGUAAACCAGGUGAUGUACUAAGAAGAGGGAAUUUAUUUAUAUGUAAGCAAGGGGAAAUUACAAAAUAAUGGUCAAAAAAGACAUCAUAAUUUAUCAUUUUCACUGAUAAUGGUGAAAAAAAAAAACAACAGAUAUAAAUUUUCCCUUUAAUUUAUGCAGAAAAGUAAAAGCAUAUAUACAUUAAAUCUGACGGCUCGUCUAGAAAAAAGUUUAAAAAUAGUAUAAGCUGUUACAACUUCUCAGGUGAUUUCAUUUUAAUGAGUCAUAAAUAAAUAAAUGUUCCAUUCUGAGUGCUACACACCCAAUGCAAACUAUGCUUCAGUCUCCAAUACAUUCCCCAACGGUCUGUCUAGAGAACUGUGCCAGUGACGUGGGUAUGCAUUAUUUUACAUCCCACAAUGCACUGCAUGUGGCAACAUGUAACACUUUUUGUAAUUCCAUAAACGGCGUUGAGAACACAUUGGUGCACGCACGUCUCUUUGCAGUAGGGACAUAAAGCAAUUUCAGGUGCAGAUAGAAGGUAUUUAUUCAUUAUCCUCCCAUUAUAGUAUGUUUUAUUUAUUUUAAUUUUUAUUCCUCUUGCGUUCCUUUACAUGUAGUGAUGUGCUGUUACCCUCGCUCUAUGUGGCGCAUGGUACAAAAGUGCAUUUAAAUCAGCAGUAAGCCUCUGCUAGAAUUGCAAAUGGUGUAAAGGGAGGUUUAGCACUUCAAAGCUGAGUAUUCAGACCCAGCAGUGCAGCAUUAGAAGACUCAGAAAUGAGCAAGACAGAAAAUACCCAGCGGCUCAUACAGCUUGUGAUUCUUGAUCCUCACACCUGCUAGACUAAUAUUGUGCUGCUGUCAUGAUAUUUCGAGAGAGGGUUUAUUGGCAGACCCGCUGCUACUACGUGCAAAACAGUGAACACACGUGUCUAGUCCGGUGGAAAAAUGGAACAGUGCAGGGACAUAUAGAUAAAUAAGACACGAAAUAAGGGUUAAAUUGUGGAAAAUAAUCUCUACUAGAAUUCCUACAAGGCUGGCUAGGGUAUAAUUUACAAGUAUCAGAAUUCUAUAUAAAAUGUAAUAAACGUCUAUAUUGGUGUGCUUUUUUUCCUCUUCUGUGUGUACAGUUUCAAAUAUAGAUAGUUUUCUUUCACUUUUCGUUUUAAUGUUUUUUUGUUUUUUUUCUCUCCCCCCACCUUUUCUUCAAGGAUGGCUGCUAUAAAAGCCCUACAGCAGUGGUGCAAGCAGCAGUGUGAUGGGUAUCGAGAUGUGUCGAUUACCAAUAUGACCACUUCGUUUCGAGAUGGGUUGGCAUUCUGUGCAAUCCUUCACAAACACCGACCUGACCUCAUGUAAGUAAAUCCACAGUGGGCGUUCCAAUCUAUAAAUGUGCUAACGUUCGAUCCAGAAACCUGAUUUGAGAAUUAUCUGCAGUUCCAGCAUUUGAAUGGACGUGUCCAUGGAAUGAGUUCGUAACAAUGUUAGCUGCGUGUAUGUAAUGCAUUCAACCUUUAAAUGGUAAUAAUCAUUACCACUACAGCCUGCUGUUGUGGUUAUGGUGUGAGGAGUACCCUGGCCAGAUUCCCUGGUAAUGGAGCAAAGUGUUUGCCUCCUUACCUUGGGCCUUGCCGGACUCCGAGGCUUUCGAUUGGUCCGGUGACGUGCUUCUGCAGAGUUUCGGAAGCCGGAAGCUGCGGACGUCGCUUUAUUGGCUGAAAAUAUCAACUGGGUGCCCUCAGACGGGGAUUGACAUUACGUGCUGUCAAAUUGUCACCGUUAAAUGAGUGGGACGUUUAAUAUUCGAUCUUUAAAUGGUUCCUCCUUUAGUCAUUAAGGAGUUAAAAAAAACAAAAAAAACAUAAACCAUAAAACAAAUGUAUGGGGAUUGUGUAAAUUACAUGACACAUGGCUUUUGAGAUUAUUUCUGACUUAUGUCUGGUUAUUAUGCUGUGUUUAGUGGACUCUUAAAGGAAUACGGGGCAGGGAUAAGGAAGCAAGUUGUGUGUUUUAUUCAUUUUUUUUUUUUUUUCUUUCUUCUACAUUUGGUAGUCCAGAAAAACAAAAAAACAAUCCUAUGAUUUUGGUUUGAAAAAUUAUCAAAAUCAGAUUUGCUGGUUUGUUUAAUUUUAAAACAAAAACAUUUUUUGUAAUAAAGUGUGUCAAAAAAUCAAAUUUGGUUGGUAGGCAGUAGCUUAUCUUUUAUUUAUUAUGUUUUUCUUGAAUUAGCAGCCGAGCGGAAAAAAAAGGGGCAUGCUUCAAACCUGUGUCUUGUUAGUGAUUCUGGGAGUAAAUUAGCGAGGUGUGGGAUUUGUGCUUUGAUUGAUUAGAAUAAUAAGAGGUAAAAUUAAAAGGGAUACAUAUAGACACUUAAGACUUAAUCUUGUUCUGCCUCUGUCUCUGUAUGGGAGCAUUCAUGGUAGUUAUUAAAGUAACAUUCUUACAAAACAGUAUUUGCUUGAUGAGUAAUCCUUGCUGGACAGAGCUCGCUGUUCAGUGCAGUAUAGUCUGUGGGCAGCUGUGGAAAAAAGGAAAACAGAGUUUCAUUGAGUACACUAAACUCCAAGGAGUCCUCCCUCGUAUAUUGGAGCUGGCCAGUGUACUCUGAUACAUUGCCAAAUGUUCCUAGUUAGACUUGUUGCCAGAAUACAUGCAAAGUCUGUUUAUCUCUAUGUCUCCAGUUUAAUAAAGUACAAACAAGUACACACAACAGUACAGAGCCAGCUUGCAGGUGUAAGGCCACUGCAGAAUAUUUUGAAACACAUCGGAUCAUGUUUACUAGUCUUCGGUGAGAUGUAAUAGAUCCUGGCACUGUCAGGGUUAAAUUGGAACUACAGUGCAGAGGCUGGGUUUGAUCCAAAGCUGAAUGGCUACUGUAAGGUGUGGGGUGGCAAUCUGCAGCUCGUGGCUGUGGCUGAAAUGUAAUGCCUUUUGGCACCUUGCCAGACUUAACAAUAUUAAAGGGGUGACCCUGGCUGAAUAGAGUGUUGCAAUAGCAAUUUGUCAAAAUACAGAACUCUGCAUCCGGCAUGCAAGUAGGUAUUUAGUAGUAAGCAUUAAAGGAACACUAUAGGGUCAGGAACACCAACAUGUAUUCCUGACCCUAUAGUGUUAAAUCCACCAUCUAGUCACCCUUCCCACCCCUCCCCAUUGCCAACCCUAAAUAUAGUAAACUUUUACUUGUAUUCAAGUCUGCAGCUGCUGGCUAGAUCCCCAUCCUAGAUGUUUGUAGAACUACAGCUUCCAUGAUGCUUUGUCAUUCUAAAGCAUUCUGAAAGCAUGCAAAACAUCAAGGGAAUUGUAGUUCUACAACAUCUGGGGAUCUACCUUUUGGGCAGACCUGCUCUAGAAGAUGGCAAACUUAGUAAUUCCAGGCUUGGGCAAGUAACAUAAUGCCUCUGGUCUGCCCUGACUGUAUGUUUAAAACAUAUAUCUUACAGUCUGCUAGAAAGAUGUUUGCAUUAAUGCAGUAUUUUGAUAGCUUUAUCAAUUAUUUGACCUGUUUGUUAAAUGAUCUAGGUUUAAUGCACAGCUUGAAGUUUUACGUUCCAGUUACAAUUGUAUGCUUUGCUCCUGAGAAGAAUUCCAUUUGAAGACUUUUCGGCUCAUCAGAUUAUAGAUAAAUCCCAGAUGGCAUCAAUCCUGUAGCAUGCGAGUCUUGCUGGGUUAAAGGUGCAGGAAUGCUCAGAACUUCUAGCGCAAUUGAAUUAAAGACUGUUAAAGACAGAAUCUGUCACUUGAGCCGUGCAAGCAAAGAAUAUAUUGCUCGCGAUGAAUUUAGGAGUACAGUUAGCUGCAGGGAAUUGGGCAAAACGCAGACUAUCAGCUGACAGAGGGCCAAGUUUGGACAGUCCUAGAAUAGGUAGUGUUCCCCCACUAAUUUAAUUUAUGGCAUUUGGAGGCACAUCCCCGACGUCCAGUACCAUGCAAUAGAUGUUUUUUUAUUUUUUUUAUUUGUAUUCUUUCUUUCAUUGGCAGCAGUCUAAAAAACGCAUAGGGAGGUCAUGUUCAAUGCUACUUUUGGUGAUCGUUGCAAUGUGGGUUUCAAACUAUUAUCCUUGGGCUGCGAUGGGACAUGCAGGCUGCGGUUGGGUGGUAUAGGAACAGAUACAUGAACAAAGCCAUCGCAUCACAUGAUCUAACGUCUAUUCUAGUAGACCAGAAAAUUUCUCACAACAGGGUCUCCAGUUUGUCAUCGGGGUAGACACAGAUCUGUUACUAAAUCACUGAGAGUAUACAGUCUCGGCAAGUAUAAUACUUGCAGACACCCUUAAGAGUAAAAGUUAGUGAUGGCAGAUUUAGGUUGCAAAAAGGAAUAUAAAGUGUAUUAGUUAUUAUUCUUUUAAUGUCCCUUUAGAACAAGUGUAGAACACUUAACAUCCAGCUGGAAUCGACUACCAGUUAAUAUAUGUGGGGAAAAUUUACAAAAUAUGUGAAUGUGCACAGUUGGCAUUACCAAUGGAUAGCAGAUCUGACAUUGCAUCCUGUACAUAAAUAUUACGUUUUUUUUCCGUUUGUUUGUCUGUGUGCUGUUUGAGGUAUGUGGUAUUUCCUUAGCUGAGCAAAAUCUCUGUAUAUCAACAGGCUUCCUAUCUGUCCUGGGGAAUACAGAGACAAUGGGUCAGAGGAGUUGGCCCCUUGCAUUCCCAAGAGUGUGUGUAAUGUUUGUGCUGUAUUCGCCUGCCUCUGCUCUAAACCAUAAGUUGUGGGGAGUCCAUAAAAAUGCCCAACAUUUUGUCUAAUUUAUCAUUCAUGGAGAAAUUAAAAAAAAAAAAAAAAAAGUGCAAAUAAACUGAUUAGAAAAUUUGGUGUAAAUUUAUCAAAUUAGUUUCAGUAUUUAGUGGAUAAACCUCCUAAUCUAGACUGUACUCCAAUUGAGCGCUUGUGUUUGUUUUGUAGGUGUUCUUAUUAAAGCUUGAAUUUAUUGCACAUAUGUGGUUAACACCCAACCUGUAGGUAACAGAGCGAGGUACAUCUAUAAUCCCUUCUUGGCUAUAAAACCUCUUCCUUGUGAGCUAUAUGUUUGUGACAGCGUAACACUGACAAAUGCUAAUUUAUUGGUUAAUAUGAUGCAUUUUUUCCUUAUUGAGUUUUAAUUGACAUAAAAAAAAAUUUAUAUAUAAUUUUUUAAUUUUUUUUGUUGAGUUGCCCAUCACGUGUCUUCAACAGCAGCCUUCAAACAUUGGCAGGACUGCAACUCCCAUUAUGCUUAGCCCACCUAAGACAAGUCAUCCAGCAAAUUGCUUGGGUUCCCAGCUCCAGUCCUGUGAAAUUUAUACCCCAAGUCACCUAGAGACCUGGCUGUUUCCAGGAACUAAUGUUUUGCGUACUUGAGCCAUCUCUCGUGGGGGUAUGAAAGUAUAUUAAGCAUGCAUAUGUCAUUCAUCAUGUGCUCUGCCUCAGUAAAAGCAGUGUCUGAAGAAUCCUCCAUAGCUGCCAUUCUGGUCCUUAACUUAUUACUCCAGUGCAUUGGCCUUUUAGAGCUUGCUGGAUAUACACUGCUCAACAAAAUAAAGGGAACACUUAAACAUCACAAUGUAACUCCAAGUCAAUCACACUUCUGUGAAAUCAAACUGUCCACUUAGGAAGCAACACUGAGUGACAAUCAAUUUCACAUGCUGCUGUGCAAAUGGGAUAGACAACAGGUGGAAAUUAUAGAUAAUUAGCAAGACACCCCCAAUAAAGGAGUGGUUCUGCAGGUGGUGACCACAGACCACUUCUCAGUUCCUAUGCUUCCAGGCUGAUGUUUUGGUCACUUUUGAAUGCUGGUGGUGCUUUCACUCUAGUGGUAGCAUGAGACGGAGUCUACAACCCACACAAGUGAAUCAGGUAGUGCAGCUCAUCCAGGAUGGCAUCAAUGCGGGCUGUGGCAAGAAGGUUUGCUGUGUCUGUCAGCGUAGUGUCUAGAGCAUGGAGGCACUACCAGGAGACAGGCCAGUACAUCAGGAGACGUGGAGGAGGCCGUAGAAGGGCAACAACCCAGCAGCAGGACCGCUACCUCUGCCUUUGUGCAAGGAGGAACAGGAGGAGCACUGCCAGAGCCCUGCAAAAUGACCUCCAGCAGGCCACAAAUGUGCAUGUGUCUGCUCAAACGGUCAGAAACAGACUCCAUGAGGGUGGUAUGAGGGCCCGACGUCCACAGGUAGGGGUUGUGCUUACAGUCAAACACCGUGCAGGACGUUUGGCAUUUGCCAGAGCACACCAAGAUUGGCAAAUUCGCCACUGGUGCCCUGUGCUUUUCACAGAUGAAAGCAGGUUCACACUGAGCACAUGUGACAGACGUGACAGUCUGGAGAUGCCAUGGAUAACGUUCUGCUGCCUGCAACAUCCUCCAGCAUGACCGGUUUGGCAGUGGGUCAGUAAUGGUGUGGGGUGGCAUUUCUUUGGGGGGCCGCACAGCCCUCCAUGUGUUCGCCAAGGGAGCCUGAUUGCCAUUCGGUACCGAGAUGAGAUCCUCAGACCCCUUGUGAGACCAUAUGCUGGUACGGUUGGCCCUGGGUUCCUCCUAAUGCAAGACCUCCUGUGGCUGGAGUGUGUCAGCAGUUCCUGCAAGAUGAAGGCAUUGAUGCUAUGGACUGGCCCGCCCGUUCCCCAGACCUGCAUCCAAUUGAGCACAUCUGGGGCAUCAUGUCUCGCUCCAUCCACCAACGUCACGUUGCACCACAGACUGUCCAGGAGUUGGCAGAUGCUUUAGUCCAGGUCUGGGAGGAGAUCCCUCAGGAGACCAUCCGACACCUCAUCAGGAGCAUGCACAGGCAUUGUAGGGAGGUCAUACAGGCAUGUGGACACUACUGAGCCUCAUUUUGACUUGUUUUAAGGACAUUACAUCAAAGUUGGAUCAGCCGGUAGUGUGUUUUUCCACUUUAAUUUUGAGUGUGACUCCAAAUCCAGACCUCCAUGGGUUGAAAAAUUUGAUUUCCAUUUUUUAAUUUUUGUGUGAUUUUGUUGUCCGCACAUUCAACCAUGUAAAGAACAAAGUAUUUCAGAAGAAUAUUUAAUUCAUUCAGAUCUAAGAUGUUAUUUUUGUGUUCCCUUUAUUUUUUUGAGCAGUAUAUUUACAAUAGUCAGAUAUUUUGCUGUGAAGUUGAUACCAUAGGGCAAACAUGGAAAAAUUUUUUUAUAGAUCUGGAAUCCUCUCUGGAAAGAGAGAGGUCUGACUCUCCAGAGUCAGGAGGAUCCAAAAGAGAUGGGAACAUGGUCAGAUCCGAUAGGUAGGUCAGGGCACGGAGUGAAGAUUUCAUAAUCGGUUGAACUAGCCAGUGUCUUGUAUCCAGUAAAUCGUUAAGUUAGCAUGGGCAGAAACCGAGAACAUUAGAUAAGACGUCAAACUGGAAAACCUUCAGACAGUCUGGGCUUUCGACAGGGACACUAGAACCUUGUGGAGCAUGCCAUAGGACUUUAUGUGGUUGACUUGAGUUUAUGAUAAAGAAAAAGGUUGCAUUAUCAAGAGGAUGCGGAGGCAGUUAACAAGACAACAUUGCUAGAUGCCUGAAUAAUGUGUGUACGGAUGUGGCAUUGAAACUUUAUCCAUGGUUCCAGUGUGGUGGCCAAGUUGUUAGACACAUGGCAAGGCUUCCGUUGACUUCUGUGUACGACCUGGAGUAAACCCCCAGAGAUACAAGUUAUUGAUCAGGCAACAGAAAACCCCAUGCCAACCUUUAUGCUAAAUAGUUACCAAUAUUUAAAUCUGCUAUUUCUGAACCAUCUCUUUUUGUCCAUACCAGUCUAAGAAAACAAUGACGCAUGAAACCAUACCUGCUAUACAGUGUUUCUCCUUUAAUUUAGUAUACUGAUGGUCUACUGUGCGUAUAAUCCUGACAAGGUCAAUCGAAUGGUUGCCAUUGAGUUGGGUAAUAUUACCAUAACCCCAAUACAUGCUUGAUUCAAAUCAUUAUUCUUUUGCCGCUUGUAAAAUGAAACUACAAAGAACUAGAGAACUUUGUGGACAUUUUUUUUUUCAUGUUCGCUAGGAGGUCGUGUUUUCCAGGAAGCUACAGGAAGAACGAUCAAGGAUUCCUAAUGAGUUCUAUUUUGGGGCUGAAAGGGCCACAAGUCAACAGGCUUUUCCUCCCACCAUAUAUUUCUUUCUUUCUUUUUUUUUUUUUUUUCCUGUCCUGUGUCAGAGAAAUAGUCAGUAAAACAGACUUGUUGAAGUUGCUGCUGAUAACACACAGCUGUGUGUGCCCUUAAAGAUAACGCAACUUCGGUUUUCAGACGUAAACAAGAAAAAAAAAUGUUGAUAAAUACGCUUCAGUAAAAGUCACCAAAACAUCCAUAUGUUUAUAUAUGUCAUGUUUCCUCCCAACAUAGGACAAAAAUAAAAUACCACUGAAAGUGUAAACGUAACUUUCAUAAAUUACAGAUCUGCGGAAUAUGUUGGCACUUUAUAAAUAAUAAUAUGAAUUAAUUUCCUGUGUGUGUAUUUGAAACCAAGUUUGCUUUACAACAAACUAUCUAUGAUCAUUAGGUAGAUUCCCUAUAAAGCUACACAUCCCAUGAUGCUUUGCAAAACAUGAGACUUGUAGUUCUAUAAAAGUUUUGGACCUCCAUGUGGUCAACCAAGUAUUAAUAUUGUAGGCUCUGUGGACAUUCCCAGACAGACAGACAGACAAAGUUUAUGUCACCUGAUCCACAGGAACACAUUUAAAGCACUGUUCUAUAUUUUUGCAUUGUAUAAUAAAAAGAACUUGUCUCACCAGAAAUUAAAACUGUUAAUAAAACAAGUUGUUUAAAUACUGUCGUAGCCUCAGAACUCGUACCGUCAAAACUACCAUCUUUCCCUUGCGACUCCAAACAGCUUGCCUUGUCACUGUCUGUAUAACCAUUAUACAAAAUAGAACUGUAGCUUGUUACAUUAAUAAAAUGGAAUACAGACCGGUGAUUAAUGGAAUAUCUUGUGAAGUGGCUGACAUCAGCUGUUUUUCAUAGAUUUUCUCAUACAUUCUCAAACGUUGGUCACUGCAUCAGUUGUAUAAAAACACGCCUGUUAUGUUAGCAGUCCGUGACUGAUCUCGGUGGCAUGGUUUACCAGAAAUUCUACUGGUUUUGUAUAAAUAUAGCUUUUUUUUUUUUAACGUUUACACAUAUGACAAAGCAUCUAUUUUGUUUUAUUAGAACUUGUAAACAAUUUGGAACUUAUAAGAAAAAUUCCAGGGUAACAUGUGGCUAAUUUUUAGUAAAGAAUUCAGUUUGUUUUUAAACUAUACAAUAAAAUCUGGUCUGGUCCAGCUCCUUUUACUCAAGCACUGGUCUCUGACUUGACUUGCAGUGGUUUUUUUUGUGUGUGUUUUUCAUGAAUGAAACUACUGCAGACUUUGGAACUCGGAUCUUUUAAACCUUUGGUUGACGAGAUAUGUUUAGUUCUCUCACAGAAUAUUGUGACCAGGAUUCGAUGCGGAUUGUCAGUCACUUCCAGGUCGCUAGGAAAAUCAGCAAAUUUUUUUAAUAAAUAAAAUAAGAAUUUAAUAUAUAUAUUUAACAUAUUGAAGGAGAUCUGUAAAAACGUCACAAAUAGUAAAGUUGAGCAAUCUCCAUGGAAUUGUGGUACAUUCAAGCCGAUUCCAUUGGUUUCCAUGGUGACCUCUACACGUCUAGCUCUUUGCCAUCUGUUGAUGGAACUAUAGUACCGAAAAGAGGACAUGCUGUACUAUGGUAUAACCAAUCUGUAAUAAUAAAAGAAUACGGUUUCACCCAAGCAAAACACUAAGUGAGCAAAGGACUGCCAAGUGGUUGGCAGUUGCAGUUGGUAGCUGAUAUAUCUAUUGAAGAUGUGAUGUUGGCACCAUAAAUAGUAAACCGUUUUUUAUGCUUUCUUGGGGAAUCUUGUAUUUCCCCUACACAACGUUCUUCACUGGAUUUCUCAAGAAUUAUUUGCAGAUGUGCAGAGUUCUCUCUCUCAUUCCUCGGCAGAUUACAUUAGUCCCAUGCAGAAAGUGGUCAGAACGCCAGCGUGUACAGCGUAUGUGUGUUGGUGGGGGGUGGGGAGGAGGUUAAUGACUUCGACACGCGGUUUGUGUUUUCUGCCAGCAGUGAUGUGGCAGUGACUGGUCCAAACUACGUCUGAGCAUUUAAAAUAAAAUGCUGAGAGUUGAUUUCUGUGCAUUAAAAGAACCCUUACCAAUUAAGAUUUCUAUAAACUAGAGGGGUGUCCAAAGAUUAGAUAGCUAUGUAUAGAUCUGUAGCUUACAAGGUGGUCCAAUCAGGGCCGUUACUCACUGCUAAGACCAGCGAGAAGCUAUAGUCCGAACAGUAAUGAGGUCUCUUAUCUAGAUUGGGUUCAGAAAAAUUGCACUAGAACAAAAAACUGUAUAUAUGUGCAAUAAUGUCUUCAUUUUGGCAAAUCUUUAUUUAACUUUGACUAAAACUGUAUCUCUCUUUUUUUUUUUUUUCUUCCUCAUUCAUCUAUAAAGGCAAAACAGGGUCAAAGUGUUUGGAGUUAUUGUUUUGGAACAUGUGACAAGUUUUUGCUAAUUGCUCCAAUUAUGUCACUUAUAUGAUUUUUGAUCAAGUUUCCAUUCUCCCCCCACGUCCCUGCCCCCCCAGUGUUCACAACACUAAGUGCUUUUACCAUGGUACAUUGUUUGCAUGUCCUGUCUAAUUAGCCUAGCGAUCUUUAUCAGUCUGGGUUUGUACUAAGUGACACUCGACUUGCCCUGUCACUGCUACACCAUGAAUGUGGAUUGUUUUACAGGAAGCACCUGAAUUGGCGGUGAAGAUAAUAAGAAUUAAGCCAUGCAAAUUUAAUUCAGGAUGUGACUUUAUUCUCAGCUGGAUGUCUGGCUUCAAAAACCUCCGGGUGAUUGAACAGAUUUAGGAAAACAACUAUUCAUGUAUAGAAAUGUCGCUUCACCUGGAUUGACUUCAGCCAAUUAGAAACAAGUGAUUAUUAAAUAAGUAUUUAUUUAUUUGCUAAAGUAGAAAAUGACUACAAGACAGGAUAGGCUUCAAAUCGCUAAAUAAAGUUCUAGGGAAUAACUCUAAAUCAGCCCUUGGUCAUAAAUAGCCAGAGAUUAACUGGGAAUGUUAUGGAGGAUAAAGUAUGAUAAACGGUAAAUAAGAAAACUAACAUGUUGUAUUAUUUAUUUUUUACAUUUUUUUUUUUUGUCAAUAGGAUUUUAACUGCUGGCACCAGAACCACUACAGCUUAUCGUAUUGGUUCUGGGGCAGAGAGCCUGUCCCUGCAGACUUAGGCAUCAUUUUACACUGCCUUUUCUGCUAAUGCUACCUCUAGGCCAGGGGUGCCCAACAGGUAGAUCCCCCAGAUGUUUUAAAACGGCAGCUUCCAUGAUGCUUUGUCAUUCUAAAGGCAUGCAAAGCAUCAUGGUAGUUAUAGUUCUACAACAUCUGGGGGUCUACCUUUUUGGUUAUCCCUGCUCUAGGCUGUCACUCAGCCACUAGAGGCGCUUCUUGGAUGCAGUCCCGGAAUGUUUACAGGACUGACAUUCACCGUCUCUACGCUCUGCAUUGAGGUGGUCAGUGUAAUCAUAGAUGCUUUGAGUCAAUCCAUGUCUGUGAGGAGAUGCUGAUUUGUGCAGAGUGGCGGUUGCCGUGCAUGUCAACUAGGCCCUCCAAUGCUUCUAUAUUGGAUUGGCAGUCUUGAUCAUCUCGGAAACAGGAGUGGGAACGCGGUGAGACACGAGGUAAAGAUAAUGCUUUAUUUUAUCAUUUCUGGGGAGGUGUGACUGAGUCUAACUAGCUUGUUUAACACAAACAUGUACUCCUCACCUCCUCCUAAUUGCCUUCAUAAUAACGUUUAGCAAAUUUCUGUCAUUGCUGUGGCAAUCCCCUUUCUUUCCAUGUUCCAUUUAGUAAAAGAGAGUCUGGCAGACUAUAUUGGCAUGAUCGUAAUAAAGUAUGUCAGGCAAUGUUCAGAUUUUUAUUGAAGUCAUUUGUGCUAUCUGGAAUCAUUUCAAAGGAAUCUGUCACUUCUCUGGAAUUAGCACUAUUAAAGGAACACUACAAUCUUGUGACGAUAACACGUGACCGGCCCCUGCAGCAAGACCAUCUGAUUGAAAUCGUUUUACUCCACUAUUUCACAGAAGAGGCUUUAAUGGCUGUCAGUGUGAUGGCCACUAGAGUUGGUUAACCCUGCAAUGAAAACAUUGCCGAUCAUUGAGAGGAAGUGGUCUGGAGGCCUUUUUAUUAUUAUUUUUUUCUUCUUGAGAUGUUUUGAUGUUUUGUUUUCUUUUAAAUUUGUAUUAAAAAGUUGGCAAAUGUCGAUAUUCCAAUUAAGAGAAGGACACGACAAGACAAACACUACAAAUGCAGAGGUGAAAUAGAAACAUGGUUUAAUUUCUCCUCUUCUCUUUUAUGCAUUCUCACACUAUUAGGUGCAAAAGACAUUGUAGCACCGUCUGAUCGGGAGCUAAGAUGGAGGCGCCCAUUUGCAUCCAGAGAUGUGGAUUUCUUUCAUUUUAUUUAAUUGUAUUUUUUUUUUUUUUAAACUUCAGAAAUAUUAAUGUAACUAUAGGGAUGAGUAAACAUAAUAUUGAAAAUCCUAGGAAGUCACAUUCCCUUUAACAGCUGGUGCAUAAUGGGGUUCUCUGACUCUCUACGUCAUAUGUAUGUUCUGUAAUUACCUAUUCAAUUUCCUUAUUUCACUCCUUCUAGCCCCACAGUAGGCCCUAAUAAUUGUGUUUGAAUAUAACAGCUAGUAUUGUAUUGUGUGGUUUCUAUUCUUGAAACAUUUUAUGCUUGUUUAACAACUUUAACUUUACGAUGGAAUCCCAGCCAAAUUCUCUACAAACACUUUAACUUCCUGGAUGCUGUAGACAUGGGCUGCAGUUGAGUGAAUGGAUGAAGCCAAGUACAAUCAGGAAUUGGAGGGAUCAAUACUGGUGGGUGGGUGAAACUGGAUUGGGAAGGGACAUACUGUCCUGGGAGUGAGCUCAGCUAUGCAUCAAGUGUCUGCGCUAAGUGACCAUUCCACUAAUGGACAAUCGACCCUCCACCACAGGACAAUGGACCUUCUACCACAGGACAAUCGACCUUCUUCCACAGAAACAUGAUGUGAAACCUGACUUGCAAAUAUAUGGAUUUUACAGGAUUUCUUAUUUCAGCAAGUGUGCCUUAACCUUGUCUGGACAAAUGUUGGUCCAUGAGGUUAUUGCUAUCCGUUUUCAAACAUCCUAUUCCAAAAAUGUAAUGACCCACACAUUUAAUUAUUGCUGGCUGUAUAGACUAACCAACGCAUAAUAAGUGGAACAUUCCACUUUAGCGAGAAUGUAUAGGGACAAGAUUGUGGUGCCUUCAUUGUGUUAAAAAUAGGUUACUAAGGGGUGCUAAUAUAUGGUCUUGUAGUCACCGACAGUAAUACAAUUUAUAGGGCAAUGGUGUAUAUGGAUGGAGUAAGCUUUGCUAGCACACAUGGGCAUGUGUAUUUAAGGUAGAGUCUUACUCUGAGGCCAAGUUGUUCCUGUACACCAAUCCUCCUCUAGUGAUGUUGCUACCUAUCUCUGGAGGAGGAGGGACAGGCUGAGGAGAGGAAGUGGACGUCACGGUGCUAUUGGUUGUUUGUUGCCAGUUACCUUAUAUGCACAGAUUUAACAUUAGCCAGUCUGGAACUGUCAUUCUGGGCAGGCUAAUGAGGCUGUUGGAGGUAGAGUCAAACCUCCUGAGCAAUGUGCAGCUAUAUCUCUGUAUGUGCAAUGUUUUAAACGCUUCACAUACAAACUCAAAGCACCAUGACCACAUCAAAACACUGCAGGGAUCAUGGUGCUUGAAGUGACCCUUCAAGCAGGUAAAAUGGAGCCCAGAACCGUUUUUUUAGAAGACACUAACCUUUUCCAAAUAUUUGUGCAUGUCGCUUUGUAUAUUUUUCAGUAGUAAAGAUUCUUUUUUUUUUUUUUUCUUAAAUUAUAGUCUAGUUUUAUUGACAUAAAUUGGCAGAACUGUCAACACAUGGUUAUUUUACAAGGAUAUUAUAUACUCACAAACCGUUUUCUUUUAUCUCGAGGUUGUCUUGUUUUUGCUAUAAUUCUUUUAUUAUACAUAAUAUUCUGGUGAUUUUCCAAGUUCUCACAAAUGCCAAUAUUUUUUUUUUUCUUAUUUUACAGAAAUUUUAAUUCUCUCAGCAAGGAAAACGUUUAUGAAAAUAACCACUUGGUAAGUGUGUACCUGCAUUUUAUAGUUUCCAUUUAAAAUGUUAUUACUUACAUAUUAUGGUCUUGUUUAUUAUGUAGCUACAUUUAUUACAUAUAUUAUCUAUUUUUAUAAAGGAGACUGUACUUAAAGGGGAAACAAUCAAUUUCCAGCAUUUUAAUAUUGACUUUACGUAUCCCUUAUAUUUUAACACAUGUGGUUUGUAAAGUCUAAAAUAUAAAAGUAAAUAUAGAAAUUUACACUUUUAUACUGGAAAUGAGAGCCUCCAUCUUGGGUCCCUGUUAGUCCUUGUGGUGGCCCUCCUAGAAGUCCGUCUCCAUUCAGCAAACAGUGUGAUGUCGGCACAGGAGGUGUGGGCUGCAGGGAGAAUGUUUAGCUUUCUUUCUUUUAUCUAUUUCUUUUUUUUCUUUUUGUGGAGAAGUGUGAGGGACCAGCACAUCAAUUUGUACUUAAACCAAGAGAGUUGUUUUUUUUUUUUUUUUUGCGUAACCUUUGAAAUAGUUUACUGUUUUUAAUUUAUUUUUAUGAAUAUAUAUGAACCUAAAAUUUCCAACUUUUCCCCCUCCACGUCAUUUUGAAACGCUCCCUUAAAAAAGUUAAAACCAAAAAAAGUACUAACCCUAAAUUGAACUCUCAAAGUGCCUUAUCUAAUAAAUGCAUUUCUUGUUAGUCUAGUGUACAUCCUUUAUGUUGUGUACACUUAAAAAAAUUUUUUUUUAUUGUAGUAGAGCAUGCCUCUCAACAGUCUCUGAUUCAGCUAGAUUGUUUUGAUUUGGGGCUUUUAUCCCCUGUUUGUUCUCCGGUGUUGAACUUAAGAGAAAACGAUAGACAAGUCCUCAGACAGGCCCUGUGCGUGUGUCUCAUCAGACUGGCUCAGGCUAUGUAGACUCAACUCGGGAUAUUCAGUCUAUUCAAAAGUGCUUCAAAAGCACUUUGCACAUAGGAUGGCCUGAGUGGACUUUUUUUUUCAGAUGGGAUUUGCUCCUUUUAUAGAGAUAUCAUCGGGUCACCCCUACUUGUUCUUUCUACACUUAUUAGUUUCGGGGGUUAUAGAACAGGUUCCGCAGGUCUCCUGCGCAUUUCAUGUUAUGGGAUAAACACAUUGAGCAAUAAAUCCAUUAAGUCUCAUACUUUCGGUUUCAUUUUCUUGCUAACCUACGUUUAAAAAAACAAUUCUGGAAGGACUUCUAUUUAGCAGACUGCUUUUCAGUGAACAGUGUUUGUUGUAGGCUAACUCAAAAAACUGUAUUCAGUUCACCCCUUCCGGUCUCACGUAUUUAGUAAACCUCUAACCCGGGUCCCACCAUAUAUUAUUAUUUUUUUUUUUCUCAUUACUUUUCCCAUCACUUUUAGCCUACUGGUAGACUGUCUGAACAUCACGAAUAUAUGUAUCAAUUAUUUAAUGCACCAAAGUUAGCUGUCAGUGCUGUAUAUAAUACAUUGUGACCUGCAAACAAUAGACUUACACAUGUUUGGUUUGCUAGGUCAAUCCUAUUUAGCCAGUGUAGUGUGAUAUAAAAAAAAAAAGGCCCAUUUUAAAAAAAAUAUUAAAAGAAUGUAUGCUUUUAUUUCUGACUUGGCUUAGUAAUUUUACUCUGCUUCUCAAAGUAAGUAUGUAUUUGAAUUGAACAAAAAUUCUCAAACAGAUUACUGCAUUUUAAAAAAUAUAGCUUUUUAAAAAAUUUUUUUUUUUUUUUAAACCAACCUAUUGUGUGCGCUAACUGGACUUUUUUGUGUGCCCUCAUUCACCUGAUCCCUUUGUCAUUGCUACAGGCAUUCCAUGUUGCCGAAGAGAAACUUGGCAUUCCUGCUCUGCUCGAUGCAGAGGACAUGGUCAGUCUUCGUGUCCCAGAUAGGCUGAGUAUCCUGACCUAUGUAUCACAAUACUACAAUUACUUCCAUGGCAGAUCUCCCAGUAAGUAUGCUCGCUCUGUUCAACCCACUCAUCUCUUGUUUGGAUUAGAUAUUCCCAUUGUCUCAGGGGUUACAUUCAUCUCAGAACAGACAAUGGGAUACUGUGUGAAGGGCAUUCAGAGCUUCCUUGCACCCUGCAGGAGAUUACCGUAUAUCCAACUCUUUUAAAGGAACAGGUUACAGUAUUACCCUCGAUAUAACCAUUAACAUUUCGUGGCUUUUGAUGUAAAUAGAAAAACCGUUUUUAACGCAAAAUCCUCUUUCAAGCACUCAAAUAAUGACAUGGAAACCCACAGCUAAGAAAAUCACCCAAUGUUUUAAAAGCCCACUGAUGAAUGAUACUAUGUAAAUAUUGUAAAAUAAGUACAUUGCUAAAAUAUUAUCAUGCAGCCAGAAUAGGAUUGAAUUUGGGCAAGUGUGAAAAUAUGCAUUGUAAUAGAUUAUUAUUAUUUAUAAAGCACCAACAAAUUCCAUAGCGCUGUACAAUGAGUGGACAAAUAGACACAUAAUAGAUUUAUAUUUUUAUUAAUAAAAUUAUUAUAUUGGUUUUUAUGGAGCUGGCAUAGUGUAUACAAUUUGACAUGUGCUGGUUUAUCACAUUUUUGAAUUUUUUUUAUUUAUCUUUUACUAAUUUUUUGUUUGGUUUUAUUUAAUGUUGAUCAGUGUAUAAUUUGCUUGCUGCCUCGAUUGUUCUUUAGAGACCCUCAUCCCCCUUCUGUGUGAAAUCCCCUUUCAAGUGGAUUCAGAAACUUUCCCGUUACCCUGGAGCUGUGUUUAAAAUGUUUUCAAUUGUACUAAUUAGCCACAGCGAAAAGCUUUCUCCGAAACCACAGUGGUGAACGGAAUGUCCCAUCUCCUGACAAAUGACCUCCCAUUCUGGCCUCUUGUCCUGCUUUUGAUUUGCUACAUUACAAAACAAAAAUUACAACAACAAAAAAAUCAAUUGCUAACCAAGAUUUUAAACAAAAUGUAAGGUUUCUAAGCAAAUAGAUUAAGGGUUAGCAGUAGAAGGGGGUACCCUUAUUUACUCCCCGGCUCAUAAAAUAGUCUAUAUCACUAUAUCUCUAACUGCAUGAUCGAUUCAAAUUUUUGUGCUUUGAAAAUUCUUUGCUUUUGUACACAAACAAAAGUUAUGUUAAUAUUCAACAUAAAGUCAACAUAUAUAUAUUUUUUUAAAGUGAAAGUAGGAUCAUUGCUGCAUCAGACCACACACCGAAACAUCUUUAACUAAAAUAGAUGUGUUUAAAAACAAGUCUCUGUAGACAAAAUAUUUUGGUCUUGUUUUCAAUGACUUACUGUUACACUAAUAGCUAUUUCUCGGUCACAAAAUGACCCACAAAUUCCCAAUUACGCCCACCCCCUAAUCACUACUCUUAGACCAAGAUAUGCGUCUUUUGCUGUUUGGCAUGUUGAGUGUGUGGGGGAUGUUAAACUUGCAUCUGAUGUGCCUGUAGCCACAUAACUUGGACUAUAGACAUAUCUAGAUUUUAGUCUCAAACCUAUUUAUGAAACCCUUCCUCAGGCAUGUUAAACAUGCUAUAAUGCAAUUGUAAACACAGAACAAAAAGAUUACAGCUUAGAAGAUUUCUCUUCUAGCAGUUUGUAGCUCUGAAACAUUUAUAGUUUUAAAAAUCUUGUUGCAGUUAGACUAGUGGACCAUGUUCUACCGAAAACUCAAAUGUUACCGUUAAAUAAUCUCGCUUUAUUUGACAGCUAACUUAUAUUGUAGCGCAGUACGAUACAGGGUUUGGUAUGAGGCAUAAUCAAAAAUUUACAUUCAGCCGGUGAGGAAUUGCUUGUUUAGUUUUUAAUUUAAUGCUAAGCAUUAUCUCUAUGAACCAGUUACCACUUUGCGGAGCGGAAAAUAACUCUCCAGUUUAAUUUCACCUUUAACAUAAAACAAUUUAAAAAGCCUAGGAGUUUGGUUUCCAUUAAUUUUAACGUUUGCAAUCCGAUAUCUUGGAUCAUUCGUACAGGAUCUAAAAGUGAGAUGAACCCCAUUGUACAGCGAUACGGAACUUGCUGGCGCUAUAUAAAUAAUAAAAAUAAAUGGUUCUGCAAAAUGAUUCUUAUCAAUGGAUAUUCGACCUCUGUUGGUAAAGUGUUAAAUUUCAUAACAAAGACAAAAUUACUAUUCACUUACCCAAAGCCGCAGACUGAGACAGCACUUGCCCCCUGUAACAUAACAUAUGGCUUUCAAAGGCAGUAAAAGCAUGUUAUUUAUUUAUUGCGUUCUUGGCUUCCUGCAUGUAUUUUCUGCUAAAUGCUACAGAGGAAUUCAACCGUGUCUCCCAGCCCCUAGCGUCCCACAGUAGGGGAUUGUAGGCAGAGGAAUGACACAUUGUUUUGUGUACAGAACAGUCGCACACACCGUUUAUUUCCCAGAAUCCUCUAUAUCUGUCUUACUGGAAAUGAAUGUUUCCCGGCUUACGCCACUGUUUGAUGGAGCGAAUAGUUCUUUCAAUCAACUCAACAGAAUGCCAACACAGAUGGGUGUUUUUAACCCGUUGAGGAACAAUGGCUGUUACAAAGUGUCUGUUAUUGACUGCGGUGCCCAAUAAUUCUACUGGUGCAAAAUUAGCAAGAUAUUCAACACUAGCAUUGUGUAUACAUAGAACCAACUGUAUCUUUAAAAAAAACUCUCCAUACACCAAAACCACAACAGCAAGCAAGGGUUUAAACUUCUGCUCUAACAAAAAUCAGUGUUUGCAACCUAUCAUUUCCGAAAGCUGAUGUUUUGGACAUGUGUGAGUGAAGCUCUUUGGCUGAAAAGAGAAUGGUGGAGAACCGUCGAUAUAGUCUACCUGAUAAACCCUGUAAUCGUAUCCAUGAACUUUUCAUUUCCUCAUUUCAUGUAGGUCUCCACACUAAGACAUCUGCUUUUAGUUACGGCGUUAAGUAGCAUAUCCACCAAUUCGUAGUCAUUGGAAAAAAAAAACCUGAAUUCAAGCCCUGUUUUAGUUUUAACUCGGUACAAGUUCGGUAACUUAAAAUAAUAAACUCGUGUGGUGGCUUAUAGCUCGCUGUAGACCUCAUUUUGGAAACCCUGCUAGCUUUGGUUAGAUGUAAACAAACAAGUGUCAAUUUCACCAUUAGGUGUGUUUUUAUAAAACUAGAGCUAGGCCUAUUUCCUUAUCCUAUCACUGCUUACAGACCUGUGUAAAUAAGGAAAUGGGGUCUGAAAUAGGCCUUGAAGUUCUUGUGGCUAUGUUCUGUGGAAGCUUAACUAGUCUGUCUUGUUGUUGUUUCGUAUUCCUCUAAUUUGCUUGGAUCAAGGUGUGCAUUUCUCGGAAAUCAAAUAUUUCCUCAAUAAAUAUCAGUGGUGUUUGUAGAGAAUUUGGCUGGGAUUCCAUUGUAAACUUGCCACGCUGGAAACUGGCACAAGUUUGUUCUCAUUGUGGAAGCUCGUGGAGAAAAAUGUUUACAAAUAAUACCUUGUUUCAUAUUUAUCAAGAGCGAGGGCACAAAACAAUACACAGCCGAUCAAACUGACAAAUGAUGAAAGUGAAUAAUUGUGUAAUAAUCAUGGGUGCUUUAAUUAUCCUCGUUAAUGGCUCACUGAAGAGGAAUGGAAUAAUAAUCACAGUGACAGUGUAUUCGAGGUCAGCUCCAGUGUUGUAAACAUUAAGCCGGGUUUGUUAUAUAGGAGAACUGGAGAUUCCCUGGCAAAUCACUUUCAGGGCUGGAUUAACGAGAAGGUGAACAUUGCGCAAUAGACAUUUUUGGGAAAAUCUGUCGUUUUCGCCACCUAUUAAAUUUAAAAUCCUGUUUGUGUUGAUAAUGUUGAAUGUGGAGCUCCUUGUGUUUAAUUGCUACACUGAAACUGUUCUAUCUAUUAAAUACUCUAUUAAAUACUAGUGAUAUUGCUGUGUCUGAGCUUUAACAUAUUUUGCACCUCUUAUCUUUUCCAGUUGGUGGUUUGGGGGCUGUUAAGCGUCCUCCCCCAGAUACUAUUGAGGAGCAUGCUGGCAAGAAAGUUACCAGUCACACUCCAGCUUUGCAACCGCAGCCAGCCCCGAGGACAAACCCCUCGAUACUCAAUAAGAACUCCGUCGUGGAAAACCCACCUGUGAGAGCGGUAAGUCCAAUCCAAGGGGCUGUAGUGCUUACAUGGUCAUCUCGGUUGGAAAAGUACUCGAGUCCAUGAAGUUCAACCUUUUUAAAACACAUCUUUUUUAUGCUCUCGAUCUAAAAGAAGGCAACAAAACAAAACAUUUUUGAAGGGAUUGCCUACUUUGCCACAAAAAGGGAAAAUAAAUUCCUUCUUGACUCCAUAAUGGCAAGAUGAUUUCUCCUUCGAUCAACAACCUGUUAACACACAUUAAUUAUAUCCUUAAUUAUAUCUGCUUAUGUUGCCAAGAGUGUCCUGUGGCCCUCCACCGGUUUAAUGCCAAACUAUUUAAGGUUUGACAAGGUUAGCCCUGUGCUCUCAGCCAAUCACGGCUGUCAAACCCUGCCAAGAUACAAUUAUUUCUUUUUUGGCACAUUUUGCCCAAAUGAUGUUUUCACCUGGCCAGGUUCACUCCAGUUUUUAGUGUUGAUCUAAAGGAGCUUGGAAAGGGGGGAAAAAAAAAAAUAUUUGUUGCCAUGACAGCACAUAAAGCUUUAUCAAACUCUUGUUUACAAGUAUUGAAAUAAGAUUGAAAAGGCAGAUUUUAAUUGCGUAAGCGUUCCUGCCUUCCGCCAAUAUUUUAUUCUGAGUAUAGCAUCCAUUUUAACUUUCUCUUCCUGUAAGUUUGAAACUUGAUACAAUCAUUUUAAGAUAGGCGGAGCUUUUGAUGUACCGAUUUGCAUACACGUUCCCAUAAUUCUUUGCUGCCGCAGUAAAAGUUUUGAUGUAAAUGCAUUUGGGUUCUGCCUGGCCACACCUUCUAAUGCCAUUCUUUAUUAUAUAGGGUAUAAAGGAAAUCAACAGCAAUGGUAUGAUCAGCAGCAACUGCACAAUCUGUGGAAACCACGUCCAUUUGGUCCAGAGACACAUGGCGGAUGGAAAACUUUAUCACAGGAACUGCUUUAAGUGAGUAUUUCAUUAGUAUUUUUCCUGGUUUGAUGUGGAUGUAUUUAUGUUAAACUGUGAACUUUUCCAGAUAAUAGAUUUUCAACAUAUCCAUAAUGUUUAUACUUCAUGAUCUAGGACAAGGGUGGAUGAAUGUAUAGAAUUAUGGGGAUCUAGCAAGAUUCUAAUAGAGAAACCACUCAGAAUGCUGGUUCUUUUGCACAUAUAUUUAUUUAUAAAAUAUUUUACCAGGAUGGAUACAUUGAGAUUUCUCUUGUUUUUAAGUAUGUCCCAGGUCCCCAAAACAUUGCAUUGUUGCAAUAGGAUACAAUAUUACAAAAAUACAAUAUACAAACCACACACACACACACACACACACACACACACACACUCUUAAUACAUAACAGGUAAUAAAUAUAUUCAACAAUGACAGGUGCAUUCUGUGUUGAGGUAUAUUGCCAUAGAUCUCUUAAAAUAUUUUAGAUUGAAUGAAGAUUUGACUGUGUCCCUGAGAUUAUUCCAUAAUUGCGGUGCUCUGUAGGAAAUGGAGGAACGAGCCACUUUAUUUUUGUAUUGCGGUAUGCUAAAUAUCAUGCUAGUACUGGAUCGGAGGUUAUAGGAGGUGGGAACAGCUGGGGGUAGGGUGGGAGCUUCCCAGAGAUGCUCUUAUGCACAAGGCUGGAAAAAUGAAGAGUGCGUUGGGAUUUCAGCAACGUAUAAGCUCUUUUGGUGGGUAAAGUAAUUAUAUUCUAGUGCAAAGCGGCAGAAUGAAUUAUUUACUGUUUUAAGUUUAUUAAGGUGGGUUUGCGGUCCGGAUGCAUACACUACAUCCCCAUAAUCAAUGACCGGCAUUAGCAUUUGUUACACUAUCUGUUUCCUUACUGUAGAGCUUAGGCAGGAUUUGUUUCUGUAUGGGGCACCUAGUUUUGGGUAAAGUUUUGAAGAUAUUUUUUUUUCAAUGUGAAGGCCAAAGGAUAGAUUGGGGUCUAGCAACAUACCCAGAUAUUUAUCAUUUAUCGUCAAUUAAUUGUUCACAACUGCUUGACCAACUGCUUGGCCAAUUUUUCUAUACACCAGCAAAGCCAGAAGGUAUUCAUUCCACUAUAGCAGAGAAGUGAACGUCCUAAUAUAUCUAGAGAUUGAGUACUUAGUGUUAAUAUUUAUUUUGACUGUUAAUUAAAAUUAAAACUGAAAUAAUUUAAUCUUUCAGAUGCAAGCAGUGUUCUCGCACCUUACAGCCAGGGAGUUAUAAAAUUGGAGAUGACCCUGGGACAUUCAUCUGUAUCAAUCAUCAUCCCAGCACAACCUCACCAGUUACCUCCAACACAAGCCCCUCUGGGCCAUACAAACCUGUAACAGGCCAAAACGGUCCACGCUUUACAAGUCCUGCAGUGAAGGAACAGAAUAACAAGACUCCUACCUCUAAAUUUUCAAGUAUAACAAACUCUGUUCAAAACGAGACACCUAAUAGGACUGCAAUGGGAUUUGGAGGGAGCAAUAAAAGCAGUCCAAAUAUUGGUAUAUCUACAGGGCAGUCUGAUAAAGUUACACACGACUAUCAAAUGCCAGCCAACAAAGAGAGUCCAAGUAUUGCAAGCACAAAUACUCCAGAGAUGACAAAUAGGACAGCGGUUGGUUUUUAUAAGACUCACAAAGAGACGCCAAGUGCCGUCAAAGCAACAGGACCUGAGAACACACCAAAAGCUGCUCCUAAUAAUGUAACUAAUCGUGCGCCGCUAAACAUUCCUGCACAAGCUUAUUUACAAAGCCUCAAAGAAAAAAACAAUACAAACUCUUCAUUGCACCAGCACACUCCUGCACAGAAGGAAUCUAAAAAAGAGCCAGAGACAUUUGGCCAACAAACAAAGCCAUCCAAUGCCAUCACUGUGUCCUCCAGUUUUAGUGGAAAGUGGUCACCUUCUCCUGUAGUGAAAAAUCAACCAAAAGAUGACUUCUCUUCCCCAAAACCCUCAUCGUCUACUGCAAAAAUCAAGGAAGCUCGUGAUAAGUUUUUCCAGUCAACUCCUGCAGUUGUAGAACCUAAAAAUAAUCAACCACCUGCUGGUAAAGAGUCUCCGAAAAUCGCUGUUUCCAAUGGACCAGGGAGGUCUCUAGCAAUCACUUCAGUAACAAAAAAACCUGAGGAAAAUACUGAUAAAGACAAGGCACGAAACUUAAUCCUCAAAGCUAUACCUAAAUCUCCAAGUGGAACAGAUGAGUCCAAAAGUGGAGUCUUUCCACAAAGGUACCUAGCUAUUCCUUGUUUCAGUAAUGGUGUUUGUCUCUCUUUAUUUCUCUUGUGUACCACCUCCAAACGUGUUGGCGUCUGAACCCAGUGACUUCACGUCCCUCCAUUCUUAUACUCCGUAGCUAGCACUAGCAAUAUCUGCUAGGUAGUUGACAUACCAACCAUUGUGCAUGUGCAUUAGUUGCUAUGGGUGAAGAGCUCGUGAGGACCUGUUCUGCUCUACCUGUCUCUCAAUUCCUCUGCAUAGAGUGUCCAUAGAGGAGUUGACAGUCAGAUUGGAGCAAAAAUGUAUUUUAAAGGGUAACUUUAAUAAGUUAUUAUAUCAUUCUCUGUUCAUUGAACUAUAAUCACACACCGAAGGCUCCAGCAGGCAGUUAACAGAGCAGAGAUAAGAAAUUCUACGUUAAACACAUUGUGUAAUAAAGGAAGUUUAAAAAUUUGAUUUCUCUCUACAGGAAGUGUGUAGAGAGGCUGUGUAAUUCACAGCCAGUGGAAGUGUGGAUAGGGCUGCAUAAACAAAGUGACUUAACUCCUAAAUGGCAUAUAAUUGAGCAGUGAGACUGCAGGGGCAUGAACUAUACGCUAAAACUGCUUCAUUAAGCUAAAGUUGUUUUGGUGACUAUAGUGUCCCCUUUUUCAGUUAAGUGGAACGUGAAAUGUUAUCAUUAAAAAAUUUAAGAUUUUAAAUAGAGUUAAGUGUUAAUAAGUGUACAAAGCCAAUUAUAACACGUAACAUGACUUUUUCUCUUUUUUAUAAAUUUACCUAAGCAUUCACAAAUUUUGUGUACAGUGGAGCUGUAAUGUAAAACAUAAAUAUUUUCUGUUGAACUUUGAGGUCUGUGGCUGUAUACUUUCAAGCCUACUUUUAUAAACAUUAUUGUGUGAUUGUUUUCAGGUGGGCCUGGUCUUCCUAGCAUAUUUCAAAGUGAAAGUAUUGCUAAGAAUGAUAAACAUUAUUCUGGGUCUCACUGAGGUUUUAAUUAUUUUUUUUUUUGUUUGUUUACUUUUCUAAUUGUGUUCUUUUUUUAAUUUUUAUUACAUUUCUUUUUAAAUAGAUGUAAACUCCUGGUUUAAAAAAACACAAAACAAGCAACCUAAAUGUAGGAAGGCAUUUAGUCUGUUACUUUGCCAUAUUCCCCCUUUUUAAUUGAAGCUAUUUUACCUUCUCGUAGGAUUCCAUUUUCACUGUUUAAUUCAUAAAUAUAUAGAGAUACAACAGGAGUUGAGCCCCAGGUAUGUUAGUUUGCAAUCUAGUUUUUUUGCACUUUUAUUCAACAUCCUGAACAAGAAUAUGUUUUGUGCUUAUAUACUAAAGCAAUAACUUGGGCAGUUGAGUCACAAGUUUGGAUACAAAACGUGGAGAUUUAAGAGGUCAUAAAGCAGAAUUGGUUAAGUAAUCCAUUGGAUAAGUUAGAUCUGAUCACAGCCAUAUACAGUUAUCUGGAAGACCACCACGGUUUAUAAAAGGCUGGUUAAAUAGUUUUACAACAUCCAAUAAAACAUUUGGCAAAACCUGUAAUGAUUUCUUAAUAUGUAAUGCUCAUCUAUAUGUGUACAUCCUUGCUCGUCUUUCUUAUAUGUUGUUAUACAACAAUUUCUUGAUCUGCUGAGCUAAAUUUGACUUAAAUCUGUUCUCCCCCUUGUAGGAAUAUGGAUACUCCUCAAAGUGUAUCGAAACCACCUGGUCUGAAAGAGGAACCCAAGAGACCAGUACCGAAAGAACGCAAGAGUAAGAUGCCUGCAACUGUAUCCAAACCGGAGCCUCCCAAAAGCACUCCAACGGUCACCGUUACCAAAGGAACAGCCACCCCGACUCCAGAAAAAAAUUCUAUUCCUAACACUAGUGGUCCGUCCAGCAAUGUGAAGGUCCAGAAGGGAGAUGAUCCACCCCCGAAAGGCGAGUAUCCUUUUUCUAUUUGCCAUCAUCCGGAUUAAGCUUACUGCAUACCCUAGGGAAAUAAAAUGAGCAUAGCCAAUGCUGAAUUUUCCAUUAACGCAAGCCUUUGGACGCCAUCAGAGAGUUGCCUUUCUUCCUCUCUCUAUGUGAAAGCUUUUGAAGUGUGUCUUAGUGUUAAUUUAAUUCUCUUUGUUAUUUUAAUGAGAUUGAUUUCACAUUAUAGCUCAAAUGCCCAGCUCCAAAGUAUCAAAGGCCGAAGGCCCAGAAGACUGGAGAUCUAUGUUGAAGUCAGUCAAUACAAGACCCUCCAUUGAAGGGUAGGUACACAAUUGUCCUCUGCCGGAUAUUAUUAUUUUUUUCUUUUUUUCUUAAUCAAUGUAUUCUAACUAUUUUUAUUGGUAGAAUGGAGUAAAUAAAACAUGGUUCAGGCACAGAAAUGGAUUCAGUGUCGCAACAAUAAAAGGCCACCAAAUCUGAGACAUGGCGAGUAAGCUAUUUGCCAGAUUCUCACCUGACAUAGCCACCAAUCUAAUGGUACACUCCAAGGAUUAUUCAAAAAGCAGCCAACUCUACGGAGUGAAAAGCAAAUUUCAGAAUUUAGGAAAAAGUGCUGAUUUGGAAAAAUUCGGAACAAGUUUACAUGCACAUUUCAUUCCUUAACUCAUUCUUCAAAUCCUAAAAUAUUUUAGUGAAAUAACUUGAAAAUGAAACCAUUAGAUUGCAUGAUUUAUUUAAAAAAAAUAAAUUUAAUUCACUACAUAGCUGCAAGAUAUGGACAGUUAAAGGAGAAAAGGAUUGGCAAUGAUUUUUCUUAUUACAAUAAAAUCUCUCCAACUUAAUACUUUUUAAAAAUAUCUGUCCUUCUUGAAGUCCACUUGGUAGGGUAGGGCGGUAGGGUAAAAUGUGUGUUUUCUUUCUCCUUCUGUGACUGUCCUCUAAGUGUUCAUUUUAUAAUUUAAUUUUGUUCAGUCCCUGUUACUAACCAGGCUGACAUUUUGGCAUCGAGUCAGUUCUUCUGCUUGAAUUUCCAUAAAUAGGAUUGUCUGUGUGAACUAGUGUAUGAUUAACUCCAGAUCUCCAUUAUUCACCCCCCUUUCCUCAUUGUGCUUAAAUUCCACAUGUCAGAUGGAGUGAGUUUUAUAUGGGUUGUGACAGAUGUAUUUACACACAUGUCUGGGGAAAGUCCCAGGACCUCUGGAUUAGUAACCCCUAUGGUACCCCUGGAAAUAUUCCCUGCGUGUUAAGCGGCUGUUUGUCAUUUUCCAGUAGUGGAACGAAUACAGCCAACCAAAGACGUUUGGAUGAAUGUUCCAGAAGUAGGAGAAGGAAAUAAAAAAAUAAAUACAUUUAUUAAUGUAUAGACCUCCAUAUUGAGUUAAAAAAUAAAUCUUAAAAAAAUUACUUUUUUUAUAGAUAGCGCUGUUCUAUUUAUUAAUACAUUUUUUUAAUAAAUUCUAGUAAUAGGUUCUUUACUGCUUUAGUAGAUCAGGUAAUCGCGCUAGAAGUGUCCUCAAUAAGAAUUCUUCUUUAGAUACCCACCAGACUUUAUGUAUACAUGACCAAAGGUUUCUUGUUUAGUGUCUGUAUAGAGAGCAUUUGGAACGAACGUUUCCUCCGAUGAAUGUGUAUAAACAAAAAUGUAUCCAUGAGACAGGAUAUAAAAAUUGUAUUUUGUAUGAUUACUUAUUUUCCAAAUUAUGAGGUAAGGCAUAUGCUUUUAUUUAUAUUAUCCCCAGUGUGAGAGUUGGGUGUUAAAAACAGGGAGUCUGGAGCAAGUACCAAUCAGAUGUGGUUCCUUGUGGAUGUCUGUGUCACUGGACAUUAAAACGAAUCUGCUAUUUUGGCAGACCAUAGAAUCUUUUAUGUAAGGUGCAUCCAAGUCACCUGUCACUAGGUGUGCAGUUAAAGAAGUUUAUACACUAAAUAGGGAAUUGUAGCAGAUUGAAAACUAGCACAUGUUAGGCCAAAAUAUUCAAUUUGUGACGGUUGCCGAGUUGGAGAAUUUUUCAGGUCAGCUAUUUUGCCGUAUGUUUUUUUUUGCAAUUUGUUUUGUGUUUCCAAAUUCUAUGCUCAGGAGUGAGAAAUGCUUUUUUAAAGCGACAUAAAGAAUCUUAACCUGAGGUUUCUCCCCUCCCCCACAGGGCACAACUUGAAAAGGAAAAAUCACAUCUCCGCGUUGAAGACAAAACAUCACAAAAGAAGCCAGUUUCAAUCAAUUCAACAGUCACUGUGAACAUCAACACAAACUCACCUGGGAAAGAGAACAAACCUUCUCAGCUCAUUGCAACACCUACAGCAACAAGCCAGGUGGCCAAAGGUGGUGAGAAAGGUAAUAAUCUAUAGGACAAAUGCUUGUAGUUAUUUAUUAAAAUGCCUGGAAUUCUAAGUUAAUUUCAGACUGUAGAACAACUUAGCUCAUUGAGAGAUUUUUUCAAGUUUGGCUGUAUUUGUAAAUCUGUAAAGAUCGCACUAUUAUUUCCUGGUUAGACACAAAAAGAAGGGAUAUUUUCAUUUCCCUAUACUGGCAAUCCCAGUAAACCCUUCAAUAUCAUUUACUACUGUAGAUAAAAAUGGAACGGUUGUGCACAAGGAAAGGUGCCAGCUGCUGUUUAUAGCUAACUUUAAACAAAAAUUCGGUAAGAGACUUUAGUAAAUGACUGUGUUAAAGCUUUACUUCCUGAACAGAUUUUCUUUGUACUGCUAAGAAAAUAAUAUUUAAAAUACAGUCCAAGAUAGCCUGGAACACACUGGGCAUUUCAAGAUCACAGUUGUAACAAUGUUUAUUGGUACACAAAAAUAAAUGUAAAAAAAAAAAAAAGCCUGUUAAAAAAGGGGUUCUCGUAUAUGUUCUUAAAGGAACCCUAUAGAGUCAGGAACACAAACAUAUUUAGGUGGCUUGCCCCCCACCUUAUUCCCCUUAAAAGGAAUUGAAACUCACCUUCUAUCCAGCGCUGCGCGGGUCUGCCGGGUCUAGCCCCGCCCCAUUGGUGACAUCAGAAUUGCCGAUUUUUAGCCAAUCCAAUGCUUUACCUUGGGGAAAGCAUUGGAUUGGGUAAUAUUGGCAAGGGCGUGGGGCAAAACACAAUUUUAACCAAUCAGCACCUCCUCGUAGAGAUGCAUUGAAUGAGGAAAAUUCAGUGUCCCAAUGCAGAGCGUGGAGACGCUGAAUGGCAGUGCUGCCUACUGUGCAACACUGCCCCAGGAAGCACCUCCAGUGACCAUCUGAGGAGUGGCCACUUGGAGGUGUCCCUAGGGGCAAUGUAAAUACUACCUUUUCUCUGAAAAGGCAAUGUUUGCAUGAAAAUGCUGGCAUAUAAUGAUUAUACUCACCACAAAAACUGCAUUAAGCUGCAGUUGUUCUGGUUACCAUAGUGUCACUUUAAGGAACAAAAGUAUUGAAUGAAUAAAACCUGGAAUGUUGCUGGAUUUUUGGGACUUGUUUUAGAACCUUGGUGUUAGAGAAAUAUUGACGAGGAUCCAGUAAUGCGCAAUGUGUUCGUAUUGCCAGUUAGGAAUUAAAGUUUUGUAUGUUUUUAGCUCCUACAGUUAUUGUGACCAUCACUCCAAAUCUACCGGCAUCCGGAAAAGACCACAAGUCUAAUCAACGACCUACUUCUCCUGCUGAAUCACAUCAAGAAGACAAAAAGGAAGAGAAAGGUAACUAUAUAUGUAUUUUUUGGAUUGAUAUAAGUGUAUCUUUUAUUCAGAACAGGUUGAUCUAAAUCGUUUGCUCGUUUAGUAAUUUAUAGUUAUUCAACUCUAGAACUUUGCAUAAUCUGUCCUUAAGGCACAAACUGGUUUUCAGGGCAGUGAUUGACACAUUGAUUUGUGAAGCCACUUGUAAAUAGAUUAAAUAAAUAAUGUUUAUUGGAUGAUUUAUGGAAACUAAAGGUGAGUCCCCUACAUAAACUCAAGUCUAGUUAAGUAUCUGGUAGGGUAAUGGAACUUCUGUGGACACUGGUGUGAUAGGUCCAAACCGUGUAGCAGAGUUCACACAGCCACCAAAUAUUGAAAGUAUACCUACACCUAGCACCUGCAUUUCUAAUUUUAAUAAAGUUGUUGAACAAGUAUUACAGCAGGUUUAUCUGCAUACUACUUGGGGUUUUUCUUUCUCUUUAAAACAAUAUAUUUUAUGUCGGAUGGUUAAAGGGACACUCCAUGCACACUCAAGACACAAACAUGUACAGAAAAAAGUUUAGCAGAUUUUUCCUUUAUGUAAAUUUAUUAUAUUUGUGUCUUUCUUAAUAUCUUCUCAAACACGGUCCUAAAAGAGGACACUGGAAAUUCCUAAGCACUUUGGACUAUACAUCCGUCUCUCUGAGGCGCUUGUGGUGAGAGUUUUUGUUUCGCUUGUGACGUUUAAAGUUAUAUAGUUUCUGUUUGUGUGUGUGUGUGUGAUUUCGCAUGUUCCAUCCCAGUGUCGUGUGCGCCUGCAUUGUGUUACUGCAUGGGUGUGUACCUUGACAUCAAAAUAUGUAUACUGGUAAAAAAAAUAAAAAUAAAUCUUAAACCCACACCAAACGCCUGCUUUCAAAGUCAAAGUUUUCUAAAAGUUUUCAUUUACCAGUUGAUACAUGCCGAAUACCCAGUGAUGACUAUCUUAAAAGCAAAUGUUAUCUUCUAGGAGAUACGUGUGCCAACAUGUACAGUGUUGUAAAAAAAAAAUCUAAUUUUUUUUUUUUUUUUUUAAAUUCUUUAUUUUUAUUGUGCAGGUGAGUACAUGGUGUCAAUGAACGCCACAACAGCGUAUAACAAGAUCAAUACAUGUUAGACAGUGGCCUGAGAAUAUGCACAUUUUUCUAUAUUUUUAUAACUAAACAGUUAUAGUAUCUAAGUUAAAGUAGAGGAGACAAAUAAUAGUAGUGACAAUUGACAAUUAGAGCUUAACAAUGCUAAAUUAGUCGUAUUAAUGCAGCUAGCACUUUAUGGCAGGUAACAUACCAGCUAAAUCAUUUCAAUAGUCGCUCAAAUAGCUGCUAUAUGCUUACAAGUCAGGUUUUUAUCUUGGCUUGUUUUGCCGCAUAUUGUGGCAUGGUUUGUCGGCAGGGUUAUGUGAAGCAUAAAACUAUUAACUACUAACAUGCCGGGCUAAACAAUUGUGUAGGUAGCGUGAUGAGAGAUCAUAGCAGUAGACAUAAAAGAAAAGAUAACAUUUGCACGUCGUUAAGCAUUACUGUUUGCUUGUAGAGCACUGUGGUUCGGAGUUGUGUGUGUUUAUGUUUUCUGCUCUCCAUGGUUGUCAGUCCUGGACACCUAGUUUAACAGGCUUAAACUGAGGGAUUAUGGGCCUGGUGCUGACCUGUCCAGAGACUUUGUGUAGAGAGUCUCCAUUAGCCGAUGCCGUCCCUUGUGAAACAGUGAGCAUUGGUUGGUGUGGUGUUGAAGGCUGCAGCAGCGGUGGGCAGUGUGAAGAUAUCCUUCCAGCCCCAGGCUGUUAUAUAGGCCUGCAUCUCGGUGCCACUAACUCUGCAACUACUGGAGCCUGAGUUUCUUCCCCUGACGGGGGCAAUGGAGGGCCUGAUGGGCUUUGGCCGCUUGCGGCGAUAAAGCCUCCUUGCGUGUGGGCGAUGCGUCUGGGUCUUCUCCCUUUUGGCCUUCAGCCCGGGUGGGCUCUGUGGUUUGGGGGUGCGUGGGUCACCUGUCGCUGUGCCCAAGGGUACACUUCCCUGUCCCCGCCGCCAGCUGCCUCUCUUACCUGCCAUCCGUGCAGGUUUCUGAAUGAUUUGUGCUGCUCUCAUGCGGUCUCUGAGUUGUGCCCAGAAGCGGCUGAAUAUUGUGUUCAGGCGCUGUGCGGUGUCUUGUUGGAUCGUCGUAUGCUGUAGCUGAUUCAGUGCAGGCAGCGUGGUGACGGCCGCCAUCUUGGGGGAGCCGUGUGGGCGCCAGCACUGCUUUAUCUUCUGUUCACGUCUCCGGGUAGCUGGUGUCUCCGAACACACUGUGCGGACCGGGAUAACCCCCGCCGGUCCAGAGGGGGGGGGGUAGGAGAUGAGUAUCGUGGAGGUUCUAUGUGCAGGGUCGCCUGCGAGGAGAGCGGACGCCUCUCCCCUACAGGGUCUCGAGUAGGCCUCUUGGUGCUGGUGCCGGUUCCCGGUAAGUAGCGGGUUAAUUACUGGUAUCGAUCGUUUUGCCCGGGUGUCCCCGACUCUGCUGUCACUCUCCAGGUGCUGUGCGUGCGUUUUUAUUGGGGUCUUUGCCCCGAAUCGUGCUAUUGUGCUCAGGAGCUCUGUUUCAGCACGUCCAUGCAGCCUGGAAGCCAGGCUCCGCCCAAAAAAAUCUAAUUUUUCAACUGUUUCACUUCACAUUCAUGUUAUGUGUCUAUCUUUUUGUCUGCCUUCUAUCUCCUUGUCUUGGGAGUCCUUCAGUCUAUUUGCUUAUUUAUGAUUUUAUUUUUCCUUUUAUUGAAAAUAAAAGUAGUUAGAAUUCCAAAUGUGAUUUAACCUUUUCCUAGUUUAACCAUAAAAACAUUGGAGAGGAAUGAACCACAGCAUGUAUUUUUCUUAAACAGUGUGCACAUUUAUAUAUGCAACUUCUUAAAGCUACACCGCUCUCAAUUUUGAUUGGUUCAGAUUUUAUUACUGACUUCUUGAAAACUUUAAGUUGGGUUAUUCCAGUAAAUCAGGGACAGUUGGGAAAUGGAAAAAGGAACUGCAAAUUGUAGGCCAAUUAAGUCUGUGAAUUCUGUUUUCAUUUCGACACAAGUCACAGCUUAUAGGAUAAGCCCUAAAGAUUUUGCGUCAGAUUGCCCAUUGCACUUUGACGCCUGCCUGUCUACCGUUUUGCAUGAUCUCAUCCUUGUUACAUAGUGACUGGAUUUUUGUUUUCUGCAUGAUAUCAUGACUGUUCAUCAUUUUUAUGUACAAGUUUCAUUGUAAAGCUAUAAAGACUUGUAAAAUGUGAAUUCAUUUUGCAUUCUUUUUAACUGUUCUAUUCUCUACUUCUUAACCCUCUCAUCCACUCAAUCAGCAGCGUCCACCUCAACUCCUUCAAGAAAAAAACUUCUCCCAGCUAAAGUGGAUUUGAUUAGUGACUGGCCCCAACCUAAGCUGAAAUGGCAGGAUGAAGGUCCGUCCAGUGACACCGAGCCACCCAAAUGGCGCCCUCAUCUGAGCAACAACACCAAUACAUCUUCUACAAACAAUACCAAACUACCACCUUUGGUCACCAAUGGCGACAGUAAUAGUAAGUGCACAUGUUUCUCAAACACAUUAAAAAUCGGGUAUAAUUGUUUCCAUUUCCUUCCCCCUAUUUUUGUGUGGCACAUUUUUUUUUUUUUUUAUAUGUAAAGUAUUUUGGGGAUAUUUUAAGGUUUUGAAAAAAAUAUUUUACGUUUAUUCAACAAUUACUAAAUAAUUUUAAAAAGUUAUUCAACAAUAUAAAAUCGAUUGAGCCAUGCCUGCUAUAGACAAUUUUAUACACUCUAAUUCACACUAAAUUUUAAGCAUUCAGUGGUUUCCAUAUUAAAUAUACGAAUUACGGCUGAUCUAUAUACUAAUCCGUUCAUUAUUCUUACAGCUAAUUGAUGAUUAGUUUCCCACACCUCUUGGGUGAAAACAAAUUCCUCCCAUUACUUUUGGCAACAUUUAGUACCGUGCUUCUGUUUUUUAAAUAUCCACCUGUAUUAUUUAUAGCUCGUUUCGUCCGCGGUCAGGUGACUGGGCCAGGUCACUGUAUGCUUUCAAUGAUAUCAGUGUUGCACAAUACCUUUCUCUAGAACACGAAAAAAAACUUCCUCCACCUCACCCUUCUGAGUCAUGUGAGCGGGAAGGUAAACUGGAAAUCCCAUCACAUGUUAGGUCAUAUUCUGUAUAAUGUUUGCUGCAUAAUGCGAAGUUAGAACCGUAAUUACCAGUGUUUCUCAAUAUAUCCUAAUUGGAUUACAGAAUGAAUUACGUGUUUGAGUGGCAACAACCACAUCAGACAUAAAUAAUUAAAACUGUAAUGUAUUAACUUACGUAAAUAAAUAGAAUUUGUUCAUAAGGGCAUUCGUUUUCGUUUUUGUUUUGUUUGGGGUUUUUUUUUUUUGCUGUGUGUGGAAAAAUGUUUAAAUAUGUAUUAAGAUUGUGUUUAUUGGCCUCCUGCCUUUUUCAUAUUUGUAAUAUAUAUAUUUUUUUUUCGUACAAAUUUGUAUUUAUUUUAUUUUCAGUAAAAACUUCCAACUAUAAGCCCCCAAAUUUCAUGGAUAAUAAAAAAGGAACAUCACAAAACAAGGUUUGUACAGAUUUGUGGUUUAUUAUGUUUUUGUUUGUACUCAAAGCCGUUCCUGUGAUUACUGUAUUCCUAUAAAGACACUAAAUACCAGGUUUAAAGUUCGUGUAAAGCACAAUGACCACUACAGCUCAUUGUGCAAAGAGACCAUUUUAUUCCAAAAACUGGGGUCUAUCGGGACCUAAAUUGAGGCCACUUGGGUACUAUGGAAGUUAAAAUUGUCAUAUUUUCCACCCUUAUCAGCACUGGGAAGCUGAUAAGCUGCCAAUAUCUUGCAGUGCCCUUACAAACCAUUUCCCAAACUGAUAUAUAUUAUUAGAAUAUAUUUUCGAUUUUCAGUUUAAAAAAAAUAAAAGUGCAAAUUUUUUCAAAUGCAGAACUCCAAAAUAUAUUUUUUGAGACGUUUGUUUAAUUUCUAUUUGUUUAACACAUCUCUCUAACAGUAAAUUGUUACAUUAGAUCAUUUGUAAAGUUUUAUAUUUUCAAUACUCUAAAAUUAAAGCCGCUAACAAGGCACAUACAUGUUCAGUGACUUUAUGGCCAUACUUUAAUUUUGCUCCAUUCAUUGGAGAACAAAUCUCUACAGCAUCUGUCAUGACAACAUGCGUUUAGAAAAAUACUCUCUGUAGUAGCUCUUUGUCCUUAAAACACAGGGGUACAACUGGGUACCCCUAAUAACCAUGGCUUAAAGGUCCUCUAUAGGCACCCAGACCACUUCAGCUCUAUGAAGUGGUCUGGGUGCCAGGUCGCUCUAGUUUUAACCCUGCAGCUGAAAACCUAGCAGUUUCAGAGAAACUGCUAUGUUUCACUGAGGGUUAAUCCGGCCUCUAGUGGCUGUCUCACUGACAGCCGCUAGAGGCGCUUCCGCGAUUCUCAAUGUGAAAAUCAGUGAGAAGGCGCUGGAUGUCCAUAGGAAAGCAUUGAGAAAUGCUUUCCUAUGGGCGGUUUGAAUGCGUGUGUGGAUCUGACGUCUGCAGAUGGAGGAGAGUUCCCCAGCACAGAGGGAGCCCAGUGCUGGAAAAAGGUAAGUGGCUGAAGGGGUUUUAACCCUGAGGGUGGGACCUACUGACCCUAUAGUGCCAGGAAAACGAGUUUGUUUUCCUGGCACUAUAGUGGUCCUUUAAUGUGAACACUUGCGGUGCUGGUGAGUAUAACUCACUUUGCUUGGCUGAGAAUGAUGGCAGUUGGUUAUUUCUAACGAUCUUUGAUAGACCCCUGACCCUAAAUGUGAAUUUUCAGGUUUCUAAACAAGUGAUGUUGAGUCGGGUGAAACCGUCAUUAAUAAUGGGUGAAUUUGGCAUUAUCAGCAAGGACAGGCAAGGUCCCCAACAUUCUCUCUGUGCUGAGAAGACCCUUGCUUUAACUGAAACCAAUAUAGAAUUGUUUGAUCAUAAACUGACAAUUGAUGUUAAAGACUCCAGGCAGUACAACAACUACAGCAAUAUAAAUAGAUGAAUCCGCUGUUACUUUGUAUAAAGAGUUGUCAAUCCCUGAUACAUAGAUUAAUGGAGAUCUCGCGCUGUCAUUGUCUGCAUUUUACGAGCAUGAUAAUAAUGAAGGUUCUUCAUGCUGGAUCGUGCAAGCUGUCUUAUAUCGUAUCUUUUAUGAGAUCACAGGGUAUUAUAGUAACAGACUAAAUAAAAGGGAAUCAAUUGGGUCAUUUUGAUCUCAUUACAGCUUAAUUCAGAAUACAUUCCAGAGGAAUACAUCCAACAGGAGCUCCAGAUUAUCGAGCAGGAACUGGACUACUUGGAGUUGCGUGGAGUGGACCUGGAGAAGCAGCUUCGCAGCAGUGAUGGAGGUGAGAGCGGGUGGGAAUAGAUUAGAAAUGGGGUGAUUAAAAUGAGUCGUUCUAGAACUGAGCCGUUUUUAUUUAUCUUGUAAUAUAGAACUUCACGAAGAUUCAAAUUUGUAGUGGAAAUUCAAUAUCCUAAAGCUUUAUUCAUAUGUUAUGAACAUGCUUGGUGUGCGUUUUUGUUCUGUUGGCUACAGCCAAUCACAGAGCUGUGACUUACACCGCUGGUUUUCAAGUGCACCUUGCUUCUGGCUGACAAUGAUUGGGUAUGGAGUCUUAGCCUAGUGACUUAUGCUUUCUGGUACCAUUCACUUAAAAUCCAACAUGAAAUCUAUGUCUAUUUAAUUGAACCAGGCUGAUAAAUUAUAAUCUUAAAGGAGCAUGACAGUCACCGAAAGUGCUUCCUCUACAGAAUUAUGACAAAUAUCAUCUUGCUUUUGGUUUUUUUCCUUCUAAAAUGAUGAAUGCACUUUUUAUUUAUUAAAAAAAAAAAAACAACAAAGUAAAAAAACCAUGCACCGUAACUACACCGAUAUCUCUCACUGCUAAGAAGACUUGGUUAGACUAGUAGACAAAAUGUUCAUCAAUACUUUUUCUUUAAACUCUUGUGCAACAUUUUCUCAUUCCAGUGAGUGAGGAUCAAACACAGUCCAGCUGUAAGCACCAUUCAGUUGAGGGGGGAAAUGUUUUUACUUUGUUGCAUGUGCAAGUGAUUUAUAGAGGGGUUCAACCCAACACGGUAUCCAAACUGCACAACAGUCCUUUUAAACAAUGCACAUGUUGGUUAAUUAGAAGAGGGUUCUUCUCAUUUUAAAUUCUUGAACCAUCAAAUGAGUGGUAAUGUUUUGCUCAAAUUGGAUUUUAUAAAAAAAGCAAAAUGUUACUACUCUUAAUUGUACAAUAUACACCACACACACACUCUAUUUGAAGUGGUGCUGUUUGGUGUAUUUAAAUUACUUUCAGAUGGUUUUGUGGCAAGUUGACACAUAUCAUAACCUUAGGAUUGUAGAAGGCCUAUCACAGAUCAGCUGCUUUCAACUUCUUUUUUUUUUUUUUUUGUAUAUUGCAUUAAAAAAUAAUGGUUGAAAGUCUUUAUGCCACAUUUGCUUAAAUUUUCCUGUCCCUUACAGAUGACUCGGAGGACGCACUCAUGGUGGACUGGUUCAAGCUUAUUCAUGAGAAACAGCUGCUGCUGAGACGCGAGUCUGAGCUAAACUACAUGUAUGUAUAGAUUCAUGUCUGUGUAUGUAGGUACAUAAAUGAUAAUGCUUGUGUAUGUUGGUUCACACAUUUCUAGCUCUUUACAAUGAACCUAACCGUAUCUUAAAGAGAUCUCAUGGACAAAGCUUUUGAAGCAACACUAGGUCACAGUAACACCACUGUAGACUUUAAUUGUUCUAACAUGUUGGCCCACAACAGCUUACUAUAUAUACAUACAUAUCUAUCCUAUCUAUCUAUCUAUCUAUCUAUCCAGCCACACCGUGCCUUGGUGGUGCUAAAUCAAGACUUUCAAUUCCAUUCUAGAUUCUUUAAAAGUGAAAUUUAAUAUUCUUAUUGCUUAUACCCAAUGUUUAUUAAAUAUUUAGUUUAAAAGGUUUUGUAGAAAAAAAAAAAGAAUAUUACAUUUAAAUUUUCACACUGCUUUAGUUCUCUCUAUGCUAGAAGGGAAUGCUUCCAUCUUGGCUCUCUCUCAAAAAUCCUUAGAAAUAUUGCCCUUUUUUCAUCGUUGAACAACGUUUUUUGGAAGAGAAGAAACAGAAACAGUGUUAAUGAUUUCUUCCUCAUUUGCAUAAUAGGCCAUGACUGUGCCUGGACUGAUCUGGAUUGUGAUGUCACUUGCUAAAUCUUUAAUCACAUUUUAACCCCUUAAGGACCAAACUUCUGGAAUAAAAGGGAAUUAUGACAUGUCACACAUGUCAUGUGUCCUUAAGGGGUUAAAGAAACCAGGGCAUCAUGUAAACAAAUUGUUACACAAAUUUAUAGGUGAAUUUCAAUAGUUUAUUCAGUGGUGUAAUUUCCCCCGACAAGACUGUUCCUCUUUUGAUUUUAUAAUUGAGAUCUUCCUUUGAAAAAAUCUUGAGCCGUAAGGAAUGAACAUAUGUUGAUACAUGUAUUUUUCACAAUCUACCAGUAAUGAAUGCGUGAUUGCUGUAUUAAUCGGGAAUUGGGAACUGGCUGGGUUGGGUCUGUGCAUAUUUGGCAUUUGGUUUUCUUGUGUAAACAUCCACUCUUUAUCAAAAUCUUAUGGAGCUACUUGUUCUUAAAGAGCCCUGGCCGCACGUUUUUAUUCUCAAAUUAAUUUUUCUGUGUUGUUGUUGUGUCUUGUGCCUGCAGUUCUAGGACACAGGUGUUGGAGAGCCAGCAACUUGACGUUGAAACCGAACUCAGGAAUUUAAUGAACAAGCCAGGUGAGCAGCAGCGAUCAGUAAACACAACUUAAUCUUGGUGAGAGGGUGGUUUAUAUUGCUGAACACAUGUCUUUCUCACUGGCUUUGCAAUCCCUCUGUUAAAAUGUCUAGAAAACUGAAGGGAGCCCUGGGGCCAAGUAGAGAGAUCAACCACACCAGUGAAUGGAAUUACCAGCUUAGGUGUGGCAUAUAGAAUAGAAGCUCUACCUUUUCUGUAUGUGCUAAAGCAAAGAGUGAUCAGUUGGUUGGAAACGUGUCGGUUACAGGAAUUCUGAAAAUGGAACUUCAGAAAUCUGGCAAUGUUUAUCUUUCUCUUUUAUAAGAUAAUCAUUUUAAAUUGGGAAAGCAGGCUAAAAAUUUGAGAGAAAAAGAAAAAAACACGUUGAUAGAAAUAUUAUAUCUAAAUAUAUAGACACUACUUUUUUUUUUUUUUAAACAUCAAUGACCCUAAAAUCUAGCCUUGUGCGCACUGUACCUCGUAUGUAUAAUGCUUGUUAAAAUUGACCUAGGAAUUGGAGGGAAGGGGCUUUCUAGGGAAAUAUAAAGUGGGGGAUGGGCUUAGGUGUAGGUGUGAGUAAAAACCACUCCACAUCAGAUCUAAAACAGAGUUUUUCUAAAAAGUCAUUUCUAGAGAUCAGAAUAGAAAGUGUUGAAUUGUUGUAGGUUUUUUUGUAGAGUACCGACAUAUGCUACAGAGCUGUGCAAAGUACAAAAAAAAAUGUAAUAAAAUGUAAAGGUAAAAAAAAAAGAGGAUGGGCUUAGUUAAAGUUGUUCCCAUAAGGAGAACAUUCCAGUAAUCAACUCCCCUGUGCGCUAAUCAGUAAAUAGAUCUAUAAUUUGUAAAUGCACGAGUGCUUUAUACAGAGAUUUAGCAAACACUUUCCCUGUCGUAGGUAAUAUUUUUGCUGCAUGGGGGUCGCUGGGGUGGGGAGUGGAAAUAUAUUUCCCAAGUUUACUUCUUGGGGGCAACACCUAACUCUUUUCAGAUUAUGGUAGAUGAUGUUGCCAGGAGCCGCAUCCUUUUUGCACCCUCAUGCGUUUGUAUUGGUAUAAGAUGGGUGCCUCUAACCACGGGAUUUGCCACUGAUCUUCUUGUGAAUGAAGAUCCCUGCGCCACCUCUUGUGCAGUGUGCAAGAUCAUGGCUUUUCCCAUCAGCCCUUCUCAGUGACCAUGUGUGGUAAUGCAGUACAUGUGAAUUUGUAUAUAAAGGUAAUUAAAAGUUUAAAGUGACAGCGAUGUUUUAAACAUUUAACAUGGAUUGCGAUCACCAUUUUAUUAAAAAAAAAAUAUAUGUAUAUAUAUGUAUAUUUUUCUUUCCUCCAGAGAGUCUGAAGACUGCAAAGGAAACUGAGAGAGAAAAGGAACUGCUUGAAAAGUACCUGUUGAUAGUCAAUGACCGGAGUGAGAUCAUAGAGUGUUUGGAUGAAGACAGAAUCCGGUGAGACAUAGCUCUGUUUACUGCUUUUUUUUUUUUUUAUUCUGCCCUAGGACUGUCCAAAUGUGGCCCUCCAGGUGUUUGGAACUUAAUGUCUAAUAUUAAUCUGAUAGCCAACAACUAGAAUAACAAACCGCUAAUAGCCGGCCAACAGUAAUGGGAAUUGUAGUCCUACAACAGCUAGGAUUUUAGAACCAGUUCUGCACACAUACCCCUGGGGGGUUUUUUUGGGGUGGGGAGGGAGGGCUCUUGGGGCCUAAUUUUUUUUAACAUGAGUUAAAAUGAAUAAAUUCAAACUUUAGUAAACAUUGAUUUUGCAGUCGUCAAACUUGUGACAAAUGGCUAAUGAUUUAAAAAACACACUGCAGAACUCAUUCAAACCUUAGAGUCACAGGUUUUAUUCCCUGCAGGACAUACUCAGGAGGGAGAAAACCAUUGAAAGUUUUUAGCACUUUACAAUAAAAGGGAUAUGUUGUAAUAUUUUUAUGGCUAAAUGAAAUUUCUGAUUAUUCUUGUUAGCUUUAUCUGUGCUCUUGUAGACAAUUAAUUCCUGAUGUACAAUUAAAUAUAAUACAAAAUAAAUAAACAGAUAAUCAAAUAAUAGAAUUUUGCCAAAUGCUGCUUGCUGCUGUGCGCUACGCCCCCUAGUGGUUUCUCUGUGUUUCACUGUUGUGUUAUGUCAAAAGGAACAUUGAAUUGCUUAUAUUUUACCACUAGGACCUUCAUGGCAGACGGUACAAAAAAAGCUAAAAUAAUGUAAAACACUUCCAAAAUGUGUAAAAAUGUUUAGUUUUGCUAUUUUGACCUAAAAUUACAUUCACAUUUAAGUGAAUUUCUCUGCACGUGUUCAGUAGGUAAAAUAAUUUUGUUUUUCUUCGGGAAGGGAUUUUAAUUAAAUAUUGCUAAAUAUAGCUACAUGUUCUUUUCUCUGCAGAGAAAAAGAGGAAGAUGAAGUAAUGAAAGCAAUGAUUGAAAAACAUUCAGGUAAAACUUUACUCUACUGCUCCUAAAAUGCAAAGCAAGUUUUUUUUUUUUUUUUUUGAGUUUGAAAACUCCUUGAAAUGCUUAAUAUCAGUGAGAAGCUUAAAUAACCUGCUAUUUGCUCUAUCACCGAAAAAGUUGUGUUCUGAUGAUAGUCAGACUGAAUAUGAUGUAGGGUUAAACCUUUAACGAUGACCUAUUUACAAACAAUUAUAAUAAUAAUAAUUAAAAAAGUACUUUGGACACUUUUAAAACAUUUUAUACAUCAAGCAAAUUGUAAUACUUUCUAUAUAAAUGCACUUUGACACCAAUGUAGAUUAUUUUCGUUAUGUGCAGGAAAACACGUGUUUUUAUAUUGUUUUAUUGCAGCACUGUUAAUGAGUCACCAAUGUUGAAUGUGCAGAAUGUUGAAUGUGUUUUAGGACAAGUCACUUGAAAAAGGUUCAGUAAAUUGGAAAACCCCUCAGGUGACAGAUCUACGGUAGUUUAAUUUCAGACCUUAUAUAAAAUAAAACUCAAAUUCAGGUGGGGGUCAGGUGGAUAAUGGAGAGAGUUCAAAAUGGAUGAAUAAUGAUAAUUCUCUAUAAAAUGAUGAUAUAGUAUAUUAAAGAUAAAUGUCAUUUGAAUUUUGCUAAGGGUUUACCUGGAUGCUUUAGCCAUAGCCAUGUUUAAAGUCCACUGCAUUUUAGCUUUGGUGGUCGGACAGGAAUAUGGGACACAUAAGCGCAACGUGCACUCCAACAGAAUGCGCAGGGUUCGGAAUCUAGCCUGUAACGUGCCUGAUCGAGGCACAGGAUAUCAGAGUAAAAGGAAUGCUCACCUGGUCAGGAAAUGGCAUUGAACGAUAUACAGGCUCGGAGUUUUACAGAGCAGUUUCUGGCAUAGGCAAUAUAAGCCCAUAACCUAGAGAAACCACAAUAAUUCGGGAUUCGGAUCAAAGUUACACGCUAGGGCAGGGAACACAGCAGAAUGACAGAAUCCUUUUAUAGGGACCUGGAAUCAGAUCUGUCGUGAUGAGCACUAAAGAAAGGUGUGCCGAUAAAAGAAACAGUGCCCCACAGCUCAUUGAGACGUUAGACCCCCGAUGUGUGAACCUGACAGCAAGGAGAUCCAUACUGGAGGCAGCAGGAUACUCAGCAGUGUGGGUCUGCCCAGUAAAAAUAUAAAGAAUGCAUGACCCCAAAUAAUAAAGAGUCUUCCGAAGGGGGAAACCUAUGCCAUUAACGCAGGUUCGAAACCCAUCAGAGGUCACUAACAUAUUCCAACAGAUAAACACAGCUGAAUGCCAUUGGAACAGAAUGUAAACAUAGAUACAACUGUAACGUUAAUAAAAUAUAUGUAUACACAGAAAUAUAAAUUAUAUAUGCAAUAAUAUAAGACAUUAAAAGGUAAGUAUAAAAAUAAACCUACUUAAAAUAAGUUGAGAAAAAGAUAAAAAUAAUAAAAAUUUGGGCAGACUGGAUGGGCCGAAUGGUUCUUAUCUGCUGUCACAUUCUAUGUUUCUCUGUUAAUGUCAGAUGUUCUUCAAUAACCAAAGAACUACAUUAAAACAAAAGCAAUAGUGCCUUUUUAAAUAAGGCACUUUAAUAUUAUCUGCAUUGUUACAGCAACUUGUAAGUAAUAUCGCUCACAAAAUACAUUUCAGUUCUGUCUGCCAGCACAUUAUUAUUAUUACUAUUUAAUAUUAUUAGUGAACUUUACUAAGAGUUUAUUUACUUUUCAUUUUCACUUUUCUUUAAUUUCCUUUUCGCUUAUUCCUUUUCCUUUUCUCAGUUCUUUGUAUCAUGUUCUCUCUUUUACUCAGGCUCUUGUUUUCAGAAUGUAUUUCUUUUUUUCACUCUAUCACACUUUUUUCCCCCAAAGAAACAUCACAUUUAGUAAUGAGAACACAUGUUGCAGAAGAAAACCAUCUUAAAGGACCACUAUAGUGCCAGGAAAACAAACUUGUUUUCCUGGCACUAAAGGGUUAUUAGGUCCACCCAACCCUCGUGGCUCCUCUCCCACUGGGCAGGACCUUGUGUUUGAUUCCCUUUUAUUCCAGAAGUUUGGUCCUUAAGGGGGUAAACUAAAAAAACUGUAAAUAAAUAACUAGAUAUUUUCUUCAUAAUAUAAUGGAGCUCUUAAAUCGAUACACAGCACAAGUUGAUUUUAUUCCUGUUUCUUAUGAUGGCCAGAGUCUUAGAACAUUAGCAUACUCGAUAAAUUCUAUUAAUCCCUCUUUUACUCCACGUUGCCCAAAUAAAAUGUAAGUCCUAUUAUGUUCUUUUUUUAGCAGAUCCCCAACAGAAGGAAAGUCCAGAGCCCAAUCUCAAGAGAAGAUCCAGGUUCAGCAUUUCAGGCUUGUUUAAGGGAAAAGACAAGAACAAAACCUAAACCUGCGAUGACGUGGCAGAGAAUUUAAGAAGCCAACGCGUAUAUUAUGCACUACCUUUAUAUGAAGACACUGGAACACAGCAGCGUUCUAUACAGAAAAGACCAUGCCAAUGCUGGCAAACAUUUAAAUGGGGCUGCCCUACUUGUAGCUUUAAGACUCGCCUAUUGGAGGGCCAGGUCCAUUUAUUUGACCAUAAUGCAGUAGAACCUUUGUAUUUUCAGGCACACUAGGACCUGUGCGCCUGAGCCACCAAAUGUCCGUGUAUUUCGGAGCCACCAAAUGUCAGUGGAUCCUUCAUGUUUACAGCCCUAACUACACAGUAUCCUGUAACAUAGCAUUCCGAAUUAUUUGUGAGCAGUUAUACUUAAGCAAACACUCCUGUAAGCUUGUAACAUACUGUUAGUGAUAGAAUUUGAUUUGUACAGAUGAAUUCUGAAAACUAUAUGAAUAUUUAAUUUCUGGGUCUCGUUCUGCGCCGUAUUCUAUAUCUGUGGUGAACCAGAUCUGGCUGUCUCUAAACAAAGCAAAGAGAUUCAGCAUUAUCUGCCUCUUACAGAUACAGGAUACCCAUUUCUGGGAAAUUAAUGAGUGAUGAAAUAACCUUUUGGCCUCUGUGUUCAGUACUCCUGAGCAUAUACACGUACUCCAGGUUAAUGGGAUAAUAGAUUAUAGACAAUCUAGUGUUACCCCCUAGUGGAUGAUACAUGCAUAACUUAUUUUUUUUUUUCACCAUUAAUUUGUUUCUUGUCGAAUGAGAUUGUUUGCUCUAUUGACAAAACACUAAUGCUCGUCUUUGGUAAACAGAUGCCUCUCUUUUUUUCAUUAUCUUGUUAAAUCCAAAGAUUGCUACAAAGAUGAAAAUUUGCUUUGCUUUUUUAAUGUGCCUUUCAUUUAUCUCUUAAUACGUUGUCAGCAAACCCAUUGCUGUACUUUUACCCUUAUCGUGGUUUAAAGACCCUAAAGAGGUUGGAUUUUAAACUAAGAGUUGACUUUGUUUUUUUUUGUUAUAUAAGUAGGUAGGUACAUCUCAGGGCAACUAAGCCAAAAUGAUAAUGCUCUACUUAUCAGGAUCUCGGGAGAACUUCAGAAUUGAGUCAUAAUUUCAGUUACUGUUUGUAUCUUGUCCAAGGGUGAGUGCUUUCAAGAAGCAUGUGGCUUUUUAAACGUGGAAAGAAUGCAACAUUCUGUACUUUUAUCCUGGUCAUUAAACACAGCAGGCUGGCACAGAAUACACAAAUUAGAUAGCACCUGCAGCUACGUCGAACCUUGCUGAUGCUAAAACACUGUUCCAUAUUGGAAUUAACUAUAAGGACCAAAUUGCUAAAAAGGCAUAACUCGAGCAGGGAUGGCCAAAAAGUAGACGUACAACUCCUGCUAUGCUUAUGUCUGGCUCUGUAUAAUUGCAUAUGUAGUUAUAUGGAGAGUCUGACUUUUGGGAACCCCUGGUAAAAUAUUUCCUAUUGAUAAGUGUCCAGUUCCCAUGGUGAAAGGGGCCGAUUUCACCAAAAUUCAGACUAAAGAGUAUCCUUGUACUUUUUUGAGUGUUUCCAGAAUACGACUCCUUGUCCUUCGAGUUCUGUGCCAUCAUGUAUAUAUCAGGAAGUACGACCUGGAUUUUGUGCACUUAGAGGAGUAUUCAUUGUUUGUUAAUGCAGUUUGUAUGGUAAAGAUAUAAAUUGCUAAUCUGCUUAAUAAAAUAAUUGUUUAAUAUG
Pelobates cultripes (western spadefoot toad) is the source of this 47873-nucleotide messenger RNA. The record is from the annotation of a GenBank genome assembly. NCBI's taxonomy places the organism in Eukaryota, Metazoa, Chordata, Amphibia, Anura, Pelobatidae.